Pelobates cultripes (western spadefoot toad) is the source of this 59801-nucleotide messenger RNA. NCBI's taxonomy places the organism in Eukaryota, Metazoa, Chordata, Amphibia, Anura, Pelobatidae. The record is from the annotation of a GenBank genome assembly.
AAAAAAAAAUAAAAAAAUAGAAGAACGUCCAAUAGGCGUGUGCCUUACAUUUACUAUAGCGCAGCUCCAAGGUACAGCCGAACUCCUCCUGUAAUGAAACAUUUCUAUUGCUCUAUCUCAGCUGACAUUCUAAGUGUACAGUAUGAGAUGGGACGUGACGCUUCUCCUCGCGUUGGAUUGUGGGAUUUCACUGACACAGCCUAGUCUUUCCAGUUCACACAGGGAUUGAGGAAGAGACAGUAGACAUAUUGCUGCAAUGUAAGUAACUAGCAAGCAUUCUCUAUUCCUGGAAUCAUUGUUAGGAAGUUGUUUUUACACUGAGCCUUUUAAAAAUAAAACAAAAUAUAUGGGGCAGCAUAUUACAAUGUAUUCCUAUAGAGAGCAUUAUAUGUAGGUCUUUUCCACUUCUGUAUGUCUAAUAUAUAUAUAUAUAUAUAUAUAUAUAAAAAUAUAUAUAUAUAUAUAUAUAUAUAUAUACACACACACACACAACAUAAAACAGAUAUAAUGUACAGUAUUGUUCUUCAUAUGUUGUGAGUGUAUUCAAAUGUGUGUAUGUGUAUAUAUAUAUAUAUAUAUAUAUAUAUAUAUAUAUAUUCAUAAGGGGGUCCUGUAUGCCAGAUUGUAAACCUAUGUACAUUUCACAAUAUUUACUAUUUUUGUGUAAUUAUGUUAUAUAUUUUCUUUUACUGCAGCAUUUUACCUUUAACAUUUUAUUUAUGUAUAUACAUAUAUUGUAUUUGACUCAACAGAUAUUUGAUAUUUUUUUUUUUUUUUGAGGUUCAGGAUUUUUUGUGUACCGCACAGGCACUUCAACCUAAGUAUUGAAAACAAGUUUGUCAUCACAUUUCCAGACUGACAUAAUAAGCUGUUUUGAAGCACUCAAUGGUUUUUAGGCUGCAAUGCACACUUUUGCAUUUUUUAAACUAUUUUAAAAUAUCUGAUUAAUAAAAAAUAAAUAUGGUUAAAGUAACAUUUUAGAUUUACAGACAUAUCCACCAGAGCUUCCAUUACCAUUGUAGGACAAUAAUAGAUUUGUAUUUGUGUGACUAAGGCUUAGCAACUGGGGUUUGUGCUUGCCUCUCAUUUUAUAGCAACAGGUGCACAAAGCUUAACCUAGUUUUUCUCCUGAACACUUGAGGUCUAUCUAGGACUUGACUAGAAUUACUAGAUUCUUUAUGAGAUAAUUAGAAUUUUACUUUACUGGGUUGUGCAGCACUGACAUUCAGCGUCUCUAUGCUCUGCAUUAGGGCGAUGAACUUUCCCCAUAGAAAUGCAUUUAUUCAGUGCAUUUCUAUGAGGAGAUGCUGAUUGUCCAUUGCAGCUUUUUGCUCUGCCUCCUUAGCUGAGAUCAUCAGAAUUGUCAAACUCAGCCUAUCCAGUGCUUUCCUAUGGAAACCAUUGGAUUGACUGAGAUUGACAAUUCUUAUUAUGCCAGCAAGGAGGCAGAUCCGGGGCUGGGCCUUGCACUACGCUGGAAUAAAGGUGAGUUGUAUUACCUUUUAAGGGGGGUAAGGGGAAAGCCAUGUAAAUGGUGAUUUUAACAUUAUCAAGGAUACACAUUUGUAUUCUUGACCUUAUAGUGUUCUUUAAGUAAGGGGAUGGGGGUUGAAGAAACACCCUUACCUGAGAGGCAUGCUCCAUAAUACAGUCUGACUAAGUUUAUAGUAUGUUCAUAAACAUUUAUUACAUUCUUUCAGUUUGUAUACUUGUUUAAAAGUGUUUGUUUCCCGGUUUAAAAUAAUUAUUGACAAGUGAUGCAUGUCCAUUUAAGCAUAGUGCAAUAGGGAUUUAUGCAGAUAGCUAGAGCUCUAAUCAGUUUGAUGAAUGGAAACUGAGACAGAUGGUUAUUCACUAAAGCAGGGCUUGACAAAUCCCAGGUCACCGUGGCCACUAGAAAUUUUGUCCUGGCGCCUGGGUGUUUGUCAGCCCAUUCAGCACUUGCCACCUUCGGGCCCCCCUCUGAGGCAGGCGGCUGUCUGUUUGCCAGUGAGUGUGUGUCUUCUGUUGCCCUUCUGCCUUGCGCGUCCCCUGCAGUGAUGUUGGGAGCCGGUAUAUGACGUCACUCCGGCCUCGGCAUUACUAAACACACUGUGGGGAGCGAAGCAAGAAGAGCUCUCUACCCGGAAUAAGAUCCACUCCAGCUCUACCAAAAGUAGUGAGCCUGGGUGGGCCUACAUUAAAAAAAUAAUAAAUUAAUAAUAGUUUGUGAGUGUGUGAGAAAAUGUGUUUGAGUGUGUCAGUGAAUAUGUGUGUGUGCCUGAGACUGUAAGGGAGUGUGUGUGUAUCUGUCUGAGAGUGAGUAUGCAUGUGUCAAAUCAGUGAGUGUGUGCAUCUGUUCGUCAGUCUGUGAGUGUUUGUGUGUCAUUCAGUUAGUGUUUGUUUAGGUGACCAGCCGCCCUCCGAUCACAUUGAAAAGGUGUUCACCUUUUUACCCACACUGCGCCGUUCUCACCGUGGCUGGCCCUGCCUCAAUGGCUGAGAUUAUCAAUCUUGAUGAUCUCAGCUAAGCCAAUGCUUUCCCAUAGGAAAGCAUUGGAAGGCUAUUGUGCAUGUGCUAAUCAGCACCUCCUCAUAGAGAUGCAUUGAAUCAGUGCAUCUAUAUGGGGAACAUUCAUCGCCUCCAUGCAGUGCAGCAAUAGACUAGGAAUCACCUAUAAUGGCUGUCUGAGUGACUGUCCUGCAGGGACAGGACAUAAACACCAGAAGCACUACCUUAAAUUUACAUUACGUUAACCUUUAAGAAUUCUAUUUUUGUCUUUGAAAAUUAAGCUUUGUUAAAAAAACAUAAACUGGCUCCUAGAUUUCAAGCAAAUUUGUCUAGCCCUGUGUAUUAUAUCUUCAUAUUUUAUUUUUUGCUAGAGUUUGUAACAUCAGGUGUUAUUUUUAUUUUCAUAGUUUUAGAUUUACUGGUCAAAACUAAGCAGGAUGUCAAGCAGAGGAGGUAAAAAGAAGACAACAAAGACCUCACGGUCUGCGAAGGCUGGAGUAAUCUUUCCAGUUGGCAGAAUGCUACGUUAUAUUAAAAAAGGACAUCCCAAAUACAGAAUUGGAGUUGGAGCACCAGUAUAUAUGGCUGCUGUACUGGAAUAUCUAACAGGUAAAGAAAGUUUGCGCAAAUUAACUUUUGUUAGUUUGGGUCUUUUUCACUAAACCGGAAAUUGUGGAGAAUUGUCAAGGCAAUUGCAAGACUUUUUUUUUUAAAUUUUCAACAUUUUAACGAGUGAUAGGUAAUAAUGUAAUCCAGCUGAAAAAAAAUAGCUCAUUUUGAGGAUGUUUUACAUUUUGCUGUUUUGAUCUAAAACUGUCAAUUUCCUCCAAGUUCUCCUUAUCCCCUUCCUGACUGCAGACGGAAAUUUUCCGUCAACCUUGUCCUUCAGUUAAGGACCGUUGACGGAAAAUUUCCGUCAUUUACUAAAGUUAACCCCAGAUCGCGGUGAUCGCGGGGUUAACGGUGCUCCGGUCUGCCUCUGUAUUAAAGGCAGACCGGGAGCACCUGAUCGGGCUGCCCCAGCACCAGUGCUCGCUCUGACAGGCUGUCAGAGCGAGCACAUGUGCUCAGUGUACUUACCUUCCGCCUCCCUGCACUUCAGGGUUCUGUGUGAAGUGCAGGGAGACGGAUCAGAGCUGAUCCUUUUCUCCCUGUGUAAAAAAAAAAAAAAUAAAGUUAAAUCCCAACCCCCCUUUCCCCUGCUUUAAUAAAAUUAACCCCUUCAAAGUUUGAAAAAAAAUUCAAAGUUUGAAAAAAACUGGAAUGGCUGUGUCUCAAAUGUGCCCCUUCAAUGUCCACAUAUACCUGGCAAAGGUACAUACGGGGGUAUUGCUGUACUCAGCCGACAUAGCUGAGCAACAUAUGAAGUAGUAUACAGUUGUAGUACACAUAAGGUUUGCAAAAUGUACUGCGCAAAGUCACUUUGUGUGUCAAAAAGGCAGAAAAAAUGCUUAUUACCACUACACUUGGUACAAGCUAUUGGAAAAAUGAUCCCACGCUAAGGUUCAAAAUAGGCCUUUUGAAAUACCCUGGGAUGUCUUCUUUAAGAAAUGGUAUGGCUUUUUGGGGUAUUUGGAUUAUAUAGCCUGGUAAAAUACUCUAAAAUGCGACAUGGGCACAGUGUAAAAAUUUAAAGUUUGAAAAGAACUGGAAUGGCUGUGUCCCAAUUGUGCCCCUCCGAUGUCCACAUAUACCAGGCAAAGGUACAUAUGGGGGUAUUGCUGUACUCAGCCGACAUAGCUGAGCAACAUAUGAAGUAUUAUACAGUUGUAGCACACAUACGAUUUGCAAAAUAUACUGUGCAAACUCACUUUGUGUGUCAAAAAGGCAAAAAAACGCUUAUUACCAAUACACUUGGUACAAGCUAGCGGACAAAUUAUCCCACGCUAAGGUUCAAAAUAUGCCUUUUGAAAUACCAUGGGAUGUGUUCUUUAAGAAAUGGUAUGCCUUUAUGGUGUAGUUGUAAUAUGUAGCCUGCUCAAGUGCUCCAAAGUGGGACACGGACGCAUCAAAACCCUCCAUGAAAAUUCACACUUAAAAACCUUAACUUGUCACGUCUCUUUUACAGCAGUGUAACUUCACAAAAUAGUGUCUAGGUCAUACAUUGGGCAUAUUGUUUUACUCAGAAGACUUAGCUGAGCAUAAUUUGGGGGGUUUGAACCUAGUGGCACAUAUUAAAUGUACAAAAUGCCCAGCAAAAAUUUAAUCCGUAUGUAAAAAAUGCCCAAAAUUAUUUUUUACCACAUACUUUGGCAUAUAUUGGUGAAAAAAUGGGGGCAUGUUAAGGCACAAUAUGCACCAUAUGAUAUACCCUGGAGUGUCUACUUUUACAAAUGGUAGGCCUUUGUGGGGGUUUUUUGAACAGUAAAACUGCUAUAAUACCCCAAAUUGAAGCAUAGGCACAUUAAACCCGCCUCUCAAAAUUCUACUGUAAAUGUUGAAACGGACAGGUCUCCUAUAUGGCACUGUAGCCUCACGAAAUACUGCCAAAGACAUACAAUGGGAGUAUCGUUGUACUCAGCAGAAGUAACUGAACACAAAAUAAAACUUUGUACAGGAAUAGAACACACCAACUUUACAAAAUACUCAUGAGAAGUUCUUUGUUAUAAGUUUGUGUGCCAAAAAACCCCAAAACACAAAAUUUUACUCCAAUAUUUAGCAGAGAUUGGCGGUGAAAUGGCCACGUAGAAAGUGUCAAUAACCUUAGGACAAUAGCCUGUGAUGUCUACUUUAUAUAAAUAUAUACUUUUGUGUGACAAUUUUGUUUUUUUUUAUGGCUAUUAAGCUUACAAGACAAACAUACCAAAUUCUAAAAUCGCUCCACAUUAAAAGUUUAUUUUACUCCUUGUGCUUUGUGACCUGUAACUACCAAAAAAAACUUAAAAUCCCAGACACAUUAUAUAUUCUGUAAAUCAGAACAACUAAAUGAAUUUAUUUUUAAUUACUUUCUUUAACCUGCACUAAUUAGGCACACAUUAUUAUUGCAAAAACUGUACAAAAAAACACAAUUUUUAAAAAAUUUUCUACCUUUUUCUGUAUUUGUUUAAUAAUAAAUAAGCAUUUAUAUAUAUAUAUAUGUAUGUGUGUAUAUAUAUAUAUAUAUAUAUAUGUUACAUCAAAUUAAAGCACUUUCUGUCCUUUAAAAAACAGUAUAUAAUAUAUGUCGGUGCAAUAAACGAGAGAGAUGCAAAUUGCAGUUGAACGCAUACAGCAAGAAAAUGCAAAAAUUGCUUGUGUCAUUAAGCAUAAGACAAGCUUCUGAAGCUGUGUCCUUAAGGGGUUAAUUCUGAGUUUAAUGUGAAAUCCCAGAAUGCACAUUAAUUAUAGCUAGUUAAUUAAAGGGACAUUAUAGUCACUAGAACAGCUACAGCUUAAUGUAGUUGCUCUGGUGUCUGUAGCUUGUUACUGCAGUCAUUUUAAUAAAAACUCUGCAUUUACAGAAAAAAAGCAGUGUUUAACAUUGCUGCCUAGGGACCUAUCCAGUGGUAGUCACUCAGCCAGCCUACAGAGGUGCUUCCACGCUCUACGUUCCCCAUAGAGUUGCAUUGAGUCAGUACAUCUUUAUGAGGAGAUGCGUUUUGCUAUGCAUGCACGAUAGCCUCCCACUGCUUUUCUGAUGAUCUCGGCCAACAGAGCGAAACAUGACUGGCCAGCCACGACCACACCACUGCGGCUCUGGAGAAAGUUGAGUAGAAUCACCUUUUUAACUGGAGGUGAGAGGGGAAUUAUACAGAUAUUUAGAGCUAUAGUGUCAGGAAUACACAUUUAUAUUCCUGACAUUAUAUUGUUCCUUUAAUCUUAUUAAAGUGAUAUUGAUGCAUAAACCCUUUUUGCCUGGUUAUGUAAAACAUUGCCACUUGAAAAGAAUUAACUGUGAGAGCAAAUUUAGAGAAAUAAGAACAAAAUGCCGUAUCCAAAUAGGUUUCUUAUGAGGUUGAAACAUACACUUGAGUUUGAUUGAUAAAACUUAACGUUUAAUCAAAAUUCUAUUAACAACGGAUACAAAAAUAUAUAAUCAAAAAAUGAAAAAAUAAUAAGAAAAGAAGGGAAAAAAAGAAGGGAGAAACUAAGGAUAUUUACUCCAACUCCAAAACACACUCCAAUUCAUAGGUAUUUGGAACUAGAUAAUAGGAUAUGUGUAUGUAGUUUGGCCAGUUUUACAUAAGCAUACUGCUACAAUUGGGUAUCCUUUCAACACUUAUAGUCAAAUUAGUAGUGAAACCUCUUAAAAGUAACAAGAGUAUCUGCAAAUGUAGCGAUUCCCUGAGAAUCAGAUUAAAGGACCACUCUAGGCACCCAGACCACUUCAGCUUAAUGAAGUGGUCUGGGUGCCAGGUCCAGCCAGGAUUAACCCAUUCUUUUAUAAACAUAGCAGUUUCAGAGAAACUGCUAUGUUUAUGAAUGGGUUAAGCCUUCCCCCAAAGCCUCUAGCGGCUGUCUCAUUGACAGCCACUAGAGGCGCUUGCGUGCUUCUCACUGUGAUUUUCACAGUGAGAGCACGCCAGCGUCCAUAGGAAGGCAUUGUGAAUGCUUUCCUAUGCGACCGGCUGAAUGCGCGCGCAGCUCUUGCCGCACGUGCGCAUUCAGCCGACGGGGAGGAACGGAGGAGAAUCGGAGGAGGAGAGCUCCCCGCCCAGCGCUGGAAAAAGGUACGUUUUUACCCCUUUCCCCUUUUCAGAGCCGGGCGGGAGGGGGACCCUGAGGGUGGGGGCACCCUCAGGGCACUAUAGUGCCAGGAAAACGAGUAUGUUUUCCUGGCACUAUAGUGGUCCUUUAAGUGAAGUGAUUGUAUCAAUUUAUCAGCUGAUGUUUGUAAUUAGUGGCACUACACCCAAAGGGAAUAUAUGCUUCCUACUAAAGUGCCUUUUGUUAUGUACCCAAUAAUACAUCUGGUUAAUUUUUAUUUUCAUAGUUUAGCUUUUUUUUUACUUGGAAAUAAGUUUAUUGGUUCAGUCAUUCGUGCCUGGUACGCAAUUUUGACGUGAAAGCAACAUGGGACUUGCAGGUCCCCAACAAAACAUGAAGAUCAGAAUGAGGUGCAAAAUACGGUAUAUGUUUGUGUGGGCUCGCAGGCUCUGUGCAGUUGAGGACUCGCAGGUCCCGUAUUUUUGCAUAAUACAUAGUGUCAUUAUUGCAUUACCUCAAAUUGUUGGUAGCAACUCUGGUAGUACGCGUAGGUACUCAUGACAUAACAUAUAUACAACUAAGCUCUUGGAUCCGCUGGUCUGCAGGAAAGUAGUGUGGAGCAUAUAGGUAUCUGGAAUACUGCUUGAGCACUAGGUUCUGUGACUCGCUCGGUGGCAGAUCUUGGUAUGUGGGUAGUGUGGGCAUUACUACUGCUGUCGGGGGGGUACUGAAGGAUUUGCAGCCGCAGCCAGCUGGGGUUUUCUUUCUCCCCUCCCCGUCUUGUUGGUGGUUGGCUGGUGGAGUGUCCCUGCUCUAAUGACUCCCCAUCGAUAUUACUUUCCUUCCCAGGGCAGGUGCCACGGAACUCUAGGCAAGCAUAGCCAAGGCGCGUGGCUCCGCAGGGGCAGGGAGGGGGAGAAGGGAGGGAGCGGCCUAAGCGGCCAUGCUGGUGAAGGACGCGGGUGGGGUGGGAGUCGAGGAAGGUUGAUUCGGUAGCGUCAUGUGACUUCAAUCUUAGGCAGCCGAUUGGCCAAUAUAGUAUCCCUUCAUAUUGUGGUGUCCCCCCUACGAGUCGGGGCUGGGUCUACCAGUCUUUUUCGUCGUCAGUGUUCCCUGAUGUCUGUCGUGGUAGUAGUCACUCGGUUAGUGGAUAAGGGCUUGAAAAUUGGGUCUUUCGGUGGAGAGGAUCCAGUGUGUCCAGAUUGUCAUAUACAUCUGGGAUCUCAACUCCGCCUGUAGGAAGAGUUCUUCCAGAACCCUGAACUCUUCCAUGGGCUGGUACCAUAGGGUCAGGGGAGGCACUGUCUGUUUUUUCUAGUAAAGAGGAAUCAUGCUUUUGUCAACGUUAAAGAUCCUUAUCGGCAAGGAUUUUUUGUAUGCCGAGUUGCGCAUUGUGGUGUGGUGUAUGAGAAAUGCUGCAGGGGUCAGUGGUGGCAGGUCAUCUGAAAACCGUUCCAUGAGUGUGUGGAAAGUCGCCCAGUAAGGUCUAAUCUGAGGGCAUACCCACCAAGUAUCGGCGGAGGGUUAUAGGUAUGGAUGUGUUGUGGGGACAAAUACCACACGGCUAGCAGUUUAUAUGUCGUUUCCUGUACCCCACUAGAUGGUGCGCAGUGUAGCGUGAGAGUACAUAUUUUGGCCUAUUGUUCAGUAGAAAAAGUGGUCCCCAAGGCUACCUCCAACCUCCCCAUGAAGCUCGGCGGCGGCAAUCGCCUGAACUUCAUAAACAUGCCGCAGAGUGUGGACAGGCCCCUUGCCAAUGGGUCCGGGCCCAUGCAUAGCACCUCGAUGUUUGUGAGUGGUCUCGAGGUGGAGUUGACUGGGGUGAUAGUGCAAAUUCAGUUAGCUGUUUAUAACGGUAAAAUUAUGGCCUUUCGUUCUGUGCCAUUAACUCCAGGGGCCUGACCCUUCCAUUGUCAAGGGCCUGACCCUUCCAGAGUUUAGAUACUCCCUGCUCGGUCCCAUUCCAUUAUACAUUACUGCUUGUGGCUCCGUAGUAAAUCCUAAAGUCCGACAAGGCUAAGCCCCUUCUUACCUUCGAUAAGGUGAGGACAUCAUGCUUGAUCCUUGCUUUGAGUUUAGGCCAGCUAAAUCUAAGGGACAUGGAGUGAACAAAGUUUGAAAAAAGCCUCUGGGAUAGUGAUGGGUACAGUUUGGAACAGGUAAAGGAUCCUGGGUUAAUUUUGAGCACCCCAACUCUGCCAAACCAUGAAAGGCAGAGCUUCGCCCAUUCCUCAAGAUCUUUGUGGAGUGUAGUCAGAAGUGGCUGAAAGUUAGACUGGUGUAACUGGGUAAGGUCUUUCGUGAUCACAAUGCUUGAAGUAUUUCAGGGAAGUGUCAGACCACUGGAAAAGGAGUCUUUGUUUAAGAGUUGAUGCUCUUGAGUGGUGAAUGGAAUAGUGUAUUUAGUGAAAUAAAUUUUGAAGUUUGAUAGCGCCCUGUAUGCUGUGAACUCCUCCAUAAUGAUAGGCAGAGAGGACUCUGGGUCGGUGCAGAAAAAUAGCAAAUCAUCUGCAUAUGCCGCCACCAAAUGUCUCUCUCUCCCCACCCGCAGCCCUGGAAUGUUGGAGUUGUUCCCAAUUGAAUUCAGAAAGGGUUAGAGGGAAAUGACGAAGAGCAAGUGCGAGAAGGGGAACAUCUGUCAGGUUCCAUUCCAUAUCCAUAUCGGGCGGUAAUUUGCGCAUUGCUCUGCGUCCUUGCCCUCUUUGGCCAUCAAAGAGAUGUUUGCCACAAAGGCUUGUGGGGGAAAUUGGGUUCCCUCUCAGAGCGAAUUGAGUGCGGCAAGCAGGAGGGGGGAGAGGACCUCUGCGUAUUGUUUGUAAUACUGUGUCGGCAGGCCAUCUGACCCCGGACACUUCCUGAGCUUGGUGGUUUUAAGGGCCCACGCCAGUUCUUCUGCCAUGAUCAUUUCCUCUAGGUCUGUCACUGCUUCCGGUGUUUACUUAGGCGAGAUUCCAGGUAUUGCCUUAUGCGGACAGUCCUGUCGCCUGCGGGCGUCUCUCCUAUGUGUGGUGUGAGCGAAUAGAGGUCUGCGUAAUAUUCCCUAAUGGUUUCUGCUAUUUCCGAUGAUGUGUAUUUCAGUUGCCCCCGUCCCUAGCCCUAAUUUUAGGGAUGUAGGUCGUCAUCCUCUUUUUGGCUAUAAUGCGAGCCAUUAGGGCCCCACACUUAUUGGCAUUCGUAUAAAAGAAAGAUUUAGAGUGCAAAUAUGCCCUUUGGUAGUUUGUGUUUAGGAUAGGUCCCAAUGGAGCACAGUCAGCUGGGUCCAGUCGGUGGGGAGCUGUGUCUGUUUGUGUCACGUUUCUAACGACUGUAUGUCUGAGAGUAGGGUCAAGAAGCGAGUGGCUCUGUCCUUUUUCAGCGCUGUUCCCUUCGCUAUGAAAUGGCCUUGUAUGAUGCAUUUGUGAGCCUCCCACAGGCACAGGGGAGGGACAUCUGGUGUAUCUUUCUCAAUAAAAUAUAGUGUGAGUUGAUCUCGAGCCUCGGACGUCACCAAUGGGUGGUUUAAAAGGAGUGAGGAGGGGGCGGCAGAGGGGGGAACCAGAGGGACCAUGUCCAGUGAGGGGGAGGGGCGUAUGGGUAUGAGAUCGCCUUCAGAGGAGGGUAGUGUGGCUAAGCCGUUGCCUCCCUCCCCUGCAAACACCACGACCCAAGUCAGCAACCAACAGCAACAAAAACAAUAACAAAAAUAAACAGUGUAAACAUACAACUUAGGACAAAGGUGCAGGCGGGGUUAGAGUCGGAACGGCCGCACCAGCCAGCCCAGUCGAGUCCCCGCCAACGCAAUCAGUACACCCCAGUAUAUUGGGAGCAUGGCCCGGCCACUCUUGACCGUGAAAGAGCGGUCCAAGGCCCCAGUUCAAUGCACAUCGGCCGGCGGGCCGUGAGGCCACUCCCCGCGAGAGGGUGGAAUAAAAUUAACACGUAGAAGAGACCCCUCGAUGUCCCCUGACCCCUCCAAUUGCCAUAGAUUGUGGUUUCAUAAAGCAAAACUUAUAGGCCCUCGUCAGACACAUUAUCCCUUGCUGUAUCCCACCCGCCGAGGCACUGCCCCCCCCACCCCUAUCCCCAGCAGCACAAACUCCUCCACAACAUCUACGGGGAGAUGGCGGUAGCGUCCUCCACCUCCGAGCACCCGCUGGUGAGCAGUCGUCCCCCCUUGCAUAGUGGUCGAUUUCUUCCCUAUGCGGAGUCCCAUAGUUUGGAGUGGGUGAUUUCGGGCUGUAUCUGUGUGGCCUCCAGUCCCUGUAUACCCCCACCAGUGUGCAAACCCUUAGCUAAUAGGCCUUGAUUGUGGAGGGUACCUGUUCGUAUUGGUCACUGCUGCAUGUGUGGGUCAUAGUCCCAGUGUGCCCCGGGUGAUGGUUACACGUUCCCAGGCCGCCAUUACUGUGAAGGUGCUUGCGGGGUGUCUCUUAGCAUGUGACCCCUGCCGGUCGUGUGGUCUCCAUUCUGGUCCAGUUCCAUCUCUGCACUUUGGUCAGUCCCAUCGGUGGUGGUGUAGGACUGUUGUAGAAGUAAUUGUAAUUCCUCUAAGAGCUCCUGCAAGUCUUGUUGAGUGCGGAUCUGUCUGGGACCCCCUGGAGUUAUGGUCACCUAUAUCGCACUUUCUGUGCAACCAGUGCGGGGGUCAGGGGUUUCAGUGCUCUGCGGUAGCCCAACGUGGCCGGGCAUAGGUCCGGGAAUAGUUGAAUGGGUUGACCCUCAUGGUCAAUGUUGUUGCGUGCUGUUUUUAAAAUGUCCUCCAUGAGAGAGUAUAGGGCCAGAUAGCAUAUCACGUCCCAUGGAGGGGAAUCAGGUGGGCCCCUGGGUCUCAGGGCCCAGUGAGCCAGGACAAAAUUCGAUAGGAAUGUCCCUGGUGCGGUUCAGGAGGCCAUUAAAGAUUGUAGUAAGUAGGCCUUUGUGUUGAACGGUGGUUUCUUCGGGUAGGCCUCUGAUUCUCAGGUUUUGCCUGCGACCCCUAUUGUCAAGGUCCUCUAUAUGACAUGCCAUAGAUUGCAGCUUCAUGGUCCGGCGAGGUCGAGCUUGGCGUCAACAUCUCUGAGUGUGGGUAGGUCUCAGAUGAUGCCUGGGAGGCCAUGUCCGUCGACGAGGCUAAACACUGCCGCGUGGAGGAGUGAAGCGCGGUCUGGCGGGGCCCCGAUGGUUUGCGGGUGCCCACCGUCUUGGAGUUCUUCCCCAUUUGUGUCUCUAUGGAUGCAGUCACACGAUCGGCAGUUCAGGGUCGGAGGAGCUCAGCACUUAAGCCACCAUUCCGCUCCACUGCUUGACCAUGCCCUUCAUAUAAUCAUGGAGCUUAAGUAGCCCUAGUCUAUACUGUGCCUUCGUGGGCGCCUAAUCUUCGAGGAAAACUAACUUGUUUUAUCUUAUUAUGCUCCAUGAAAACGGCUUGGUGCUCCCAUUCAGCAAACUGUCAGUCUAAAUAUCUGUUAGGUAUCUGAUUGAAUAUAGGUAUUACUUAGCUAUCGCUUCCAGAGGUAUAACCUCUGCACACCCAUAAAGCUUUGUAAGCGAGUAAGCCGUGCCCCGAAAACGUGUUUUGACAAGCAGUUGUUGUUCUAACUGUGAGAGCAAUGUUUUCACGAGAACAAUGACAGACAGCCACUUGAGCCACCUCCUGAUUAUAGGGUUUCAAUUUUUGAAGAUCUUCAUAUUCAGCAUCAUCAUGCAGCACAUGAUAUAAUGCUGUGCAUAUGCUUUAUAUCCCUCAUUCUUCUCAAUGUGAAGCAUUAGAUUAAACUGAGGUAAACACUUUUGAUGCUCUCAGAAGGAAGGACCGGCUGCCUGGUGAAGUCCAUCCCAGCGCUGGUUUCCUGGCGAAUAAAGUGUUUUUUUGUUGCUGUUUUCAGGUGGUGGUGAAAUAGAGAAUAAAGAACCCACUAAUGUUAUAAAUAAAUACAUUUAUUUUUAUCCUUAGAGUGUUUCUUUAAAAGGAAUGCCUAGGUUACAAAAUGCAAAUCUUUAAUGCAGCUAAGAAAUUUGCCUUCACUAGGGUUCCAUAUGUUAGUUGCAAAGCAAGUUUAAUUACAGAACAAGUCUGGCUUGUUUACUUUGUAGAAUACUAAACAUGAUAAAUACCUUUGGUAUGUAGCGCUUUGUAAAUAUUGUUUAACACAUACACAUCUUCUACACAAUAAUAUGUGCUAAUAAAGCAUCAUAGAGUAAUUUAGGAUGAGACUAGUACCUGAGUAAAAUAUGUUCACCAUGACUGUGGGACUGUAACUUAUUUGGGACUGUUAAGCUUUGGAGCGAUCUAUGUAAAACAACCUACAUUAGCAUACAUUUACAGGCCACCCUUUGCUAUCCGACUCAAUUGUCUUACUAGAAAUGUACGUUUGUCUUAAAAGGACACUCCAGGUUGCAAGUGCCCCCCAUUUUGUAUUGCAAAAUAUAGAUAGUGCUUUAAAAAAUGUAUGAACAUGAAUACAAAAAAAUAAAAAAAAAUAUAUAUAUAUAUGUACAUAUAUAUAUAUAUAUUUUAAAGGAACACUCAAAGAAACCAUAACUUGUACAGCCCUUUAGUACUUAUGUUGCGGGAAGUGCCAUGGCGUCCCACAACGUAAGUAGUCAAACCACUAUUAGAUUCCAGGUAAGAAGUCAAACUGUUAGUAAAUGUUUUAACUACUUAUAUUUGGGGUGUUCAGAUCACGCCUGACAUACUGUAGUUGUGGCACUUUUGUUACUUUAAAAGAAAACUGUCAUCAUUUAACCCCUUGACGACCGAUGACGGUUCAGGACCGUCAUCGGAAACAUCCCCUUGAGGACCGAUGACGGUCCUGAACCGUCAUAACGGUCUGGGAGUACUUACCAGCUCUUAUCAGCGUUCCUCCCGGUCCAGGGAGAUUGCCUGUCUGCACAGACAGUCUCCCCGCGGCAGAUCAGGAACCUGCGGCCACGUGAUAGCUCGAUCACGUGGCCGCAAUAGGUGCCUGUGUAUCUGCCUGCAGGGGGACUGUCUGUGCUGACAGGCAGUCUCCCUGCAUCUGCAAAAUCAAAAAUAACGUUAAAUAAAAUCAAUCAGUGUAAAAAUGUGUGUGUGUGUGUGUAUGUAUAUAUAUAUAUAUAUAUAUAUAUAUAUAUAUAAGAUAUAUAUAUAUAUAUAUAUAUAUAUAUAUAUAUACAUGUAUUAUAUCUAUAUAUAAUAUGUAAAUAUAUCAUAUAUAUAUAUAUAAUGUCAUACUAAGUGUAUUUUUAUAUUCAUAUAUACAUAUAUUAAUAUAAAAAUACACUUAUAAUUAAAUUACACACGUGUAUAUAUAUAUAUAUAUAUAUAUAUAUAAUAUAAUCACUAUAUAUAUUCUAUAUAUAUAUUAUUAUAAAAUAUAAAUAACGUAUAUGAAAUUAAAUGUAAAAAAAUUUAAAUAAUUUUUAAUAAUUUUAAAAAAAUUAUAUAUAUAUGUAAUUUUAUUCUAACAGUAUUUUGAUAUUAAUAUAUAUAUAUAUUUAUAUCAAAAUACACUUAGAAUGAAAUGAUAUAUAUAUCUAUGUAUAAAUAAAUAAAUAAAAAUAAUACGAAAUAUACAUAUGUCUAUAUACAUAAUUACAUAAAUAAUUUCCUAAAUAUACACGUAGACUUCAAAUAUAUAAAUAUGUAGAUAUAUUUAAUUUUUAAGUUCAUAUUUAUGUAAUACCGUAUUUUUCGCUCCAUAAGACGCACUUUUUUCCCCCUCAAAAGUGAGGGGAAAUGUCUGUGCGUCUUAUGGAGCGAAUGUGAAGAAUUACUUACCUGUCUUGGAGCUUGGGCCGGCUUCACAGCGCGCUCCGCGGUCCAGGAACUUCUAUUUCAGGUUCCGGUGGGACUGAAAGGAAGUGUGCACACUUCCUUUCAGUCCCGCCGGAAACCGGAACCUGAAAUAUUAGUUCCUGGACCGCGGAGCGCGCUGUGAAGCCGGCCCACGCUCCAAGACAGGUAAGUAAUUAUGGGACAAGGGGAGGGGGAGACACUAUGGGACAAGGGGAGGGGGAGACACUAUGGGACAAGGGGAGGGGGACACACUAUGGGACAAGGGGGAGGGACAGGGGCGAAAGUGCACACUAUGGGAGGGAAAGUGCACUAUGGGACAAUGGGAGGGGGGGGACACUAUGGGAUCAGAACACUAAUGGACAAGGGGAGGAGGGGUUAAAGAACACUAUGGGACAGGGUAGGAGGGGUUAACAAUCACUAUGGGACAGGGUAGGAGGGGGUUAACAAUCACUAUGGGACAGAGGAAAGGGGGGUUAAAGAUCAUUAUGGGACAGGGGAGAAAAAAAAAUAUUCUGAACAAACUGUCCCAUGGUAAGAAACACUAUGGAACAGUUUGUUCAGAAUAUUUUUUUUUCUGGGUUUCCUCCUCUAAAAACUAGGUGCGUCUUAUGGUGAGGUGCGUCUUAUGGAGCGAAAAAUACGGUAUUAUUACAUAAUUAAGUAAUUUUAUUGAUUGCAAUUUGAGGGACAUGCCUGAGAACCCAGGCCAAAAGUCCAGAGAAUUUAAUUUGCUAGCACUGUGUUUAACCAUGUAACUUUCUAUGACACCCUAAAACCUGUACAUGGGGGAUACUGUUUUACUCGCGAGACUUCGCUGAGCACAAAUAUUAGUCUUUCAAAACAGUAAAACAUAUCACAGCGAUGAUAUGGUCAGUGAAAGUGGCGUUUUUUGCAUUUUUUACACACAAACAGCACUUUCACUGAUGAUAUUAUUGCUGUGAUAGGUUUUACUGUUCUGAAACACUAUUAUUUGUGUUCAGCGAGGUCUCCUGACUAUAAAAGUACCCCUCAUGUACAGGUGUUUUUGAAAGUUACACGGUCAAAUAUAAGGCUUGAUUUUACUUUUUUUUUUUCAUUGAAAUUUGUCGGAUUGGUAAUGUUGCCUUUGAGAGCGUAUGGUAGCCCAGGAAUGAGAAUUACCCCCAUGAUGGCAUACCAUUUGCAAAAGAAGACAACCCAAGGUAUUGCAAAUGGGGUAUGUUCAGCCUUUUUUAGCAGCCACUUAGUCACAAACACUGGGCAAAGUUAGCGGUUUUUGCAUUUUUAACACACAAACAAAUAUAAAUGCUAACUUUGGCCAGUGUUUGUGACUAAGUGGCUACUAAAAAAGACUGGACAUACCCCAUAUUGAAUACCCUGGGUUGUCUACUUUAAAAAAAUAUGUACAUGUGGGGUGUGAUUCAGGGAUUUAUGACAGAUAACAGUGUUACAAUGUCACUAUUGAUAAAUGUAAAAUAUAUAUAUAUUGAAAGAUCAAUUUCCUACAUGUACUUAUAGCCCUAUAACUUGCAAAAAAAAAAGCAUAUAAACACUGGGUGUUUCUAAACUCAGGACAAAAUUUUUAAUCGAUUUAGCAGUUUUUUUCAUUAGCUGUUGUAGAUAAUUAAAAGAUUUUUCAAGUAAAAGUCCAAAAACAUGUAUUUUUUUUUCAAUUUUUCACCAUAUUUUAAAUAUAUGACAUGAUACAAAUAAUGGUAUGUAAAGAAAGCCCUUCUUGUCCUGAAAAAACAAUAUAUAAUUUGUAUAGGAACCGUAAAUGAGAGUUAACACAAACACCACAAAAGUGUUAAAACCGCUCUGGUCCUUAUCGUACAACAUCGCAAAAACAAGCCGGUCCUUAAGGGGUUUAAAAAAAAAAAAAAAGAUUACAUGAAUAUAGCAUCUAUUAAUAUAUAUUAGUAAUGCACAUAUGUAAGUAAAUACAUCUGUUCAAUGUAUCGAUUGGUUUAGCAUUGCUCCAUGGGGAAAACCAUAAUAAAGUCCUUAUUGGUCCAAAUUAAAAGAACACUCCAGGCACCAUAACAUCUAUAUUGAAAAUAAGUUGUUAUGGUGCCAGGAGGUUCUUGGGGGAUUUCUUACCUGUAGGGGUUAAAUCUUUCUUGUAUGGUAUAUACCUUUUUUUGUGAAUGGGGAGCUACUAUUUGUAUUUGAGCAUCAACUGACCACUCAAGCUAAUUAGAGGCACCCCUGACUGGCAUCACUUCGCACUUCCUGAAUGUCAAUUUCAGAAGCCGGAUGCUGCUGCUGUUGACUAGAACAAUUGUGUUAAGAAUACACAUUUGUAUUCCUAAGGCUAUAGUGUUCUAGUGUGCCUGUAAAGAUUAUACUCCCUUCCUUGCCACUUGCUGUUAUUGAAAUUUAUUAUCUUUUCUUCCAUGUGCCGUAUCUCAAUAACUGUGCACAGCCAUUUGUAUCUUCUCUACCUAUGUAUGCCCUAUGAUGUCUCCUAUGUGCCCAUUAGUAGCAUUGAUUUUACUGAUGGGUUGUUGGUAACUAAAACAGAUCAAUUGACAAUUUUUGCCAACUCGACUGCUAUAAGGAAAUAUUGUCCUUCUUUUCCUUAUGUGUUUUACGAAACACAUCAAGUUUAUUUAUGGGAACAGAAAUGUUUUAACUUAUAUGGAAAAUCAUUUGCACAGAAACCCUCCCCCUAGACCCCCCAAAAAACAAACAAAAAAAGAAGGAAACAUAUUAUAGCUAUAUUGCAGAAAGGGGUGCGGGGAGACAGCGCCUGUAGAAUUGUUCUCAGAUCCAGUGAUAUAUAGAAUGAACAAAGAAACUUAAUAUAGUGUAGUAUAUUAAAAAUCUUGGUGGGGGGCUGGGCCUGGCCGCUGAGAGGAGAGGAAGCUAAACUGUGCAGCUCCUGCUCUGCGGCACGGAAAAAGUGAAAAACAGCCGUUCAAACCAGACAUAACCAGCACAAAAAGGACACCAGGAGGAAGGUGACAGAGAGGGGCACAUAAUGAUGCCUCACAAGCGACACUUACAGCAAAACUCGCCUCCUCGACCUGUGGGGCCUAUAAGCGUGGUCGGCGUGAGGGAGACGGCCGCUCCCCUGCCGACACCCACGGCUAAUAAACGGAGACCAAAUGCCCGUUCCCCCCCCCCCUGGACCGGUGGGGGAUAUCCCGGUCUGUCCUUGGGAGACCCUGGUACAACCCGGCGCCCAUACAGUGGCGACACAGGGGCCCGAAACGAGCGGCGGAAAUGCAAACAAAAUGGUGGAGGCAAGGGGCUCCUCCAAUACUCACAGCGGGCGGAUUGGAGGUGGAGCACCGGCUGGACAGAGCCUUUCAAGUACUUUGGGAGAAGCUCGAGGCCCUCCUGUUCCCAUCACCCCAUGAGAAAGAGACAGAAACACACUCGCGCACUCACCCAAGCAAGGUUAAAUGCAAGCCUGUACAGACACCCCGAGCACCUCAACGCCUGGCACGACAAAACCAGCCGGAAAUUCUCAGAAAGAGGGAGACGGGAGGCCUGUCUGGCGGCAGCAAGAGAAGGGCAACAGCCACUUGGGAACUGCAAGGAAUCGUGAUGCCCAGAAAGCAUCGAGGAGCUGGGUACCUGAGGCGCCCAGGAAGGGCUGCAGUGGAAACCCGGAACAAGGUCCAAGGCACUGGGGCAGCGACUCCCAUAGAGCCCCAAAAAGGCAAUCCCCAACGGCGACAGCACAGGCCGCAAUGUGGUGAACACUCACACGAGGCGCUUAGCAAGGGCGACACGCUACUAGCAAUCAGCGUGGAAGAGUGUGAGAGAGCCGCACCCUACAACAUCAUACUGCAGGACUGUAUCCUGACCCGAACAGGCAUCGGCUGAAGAGAGGCGGUGGGACCUACACGUGGUUCUCCCAAGUCUACCCAUACUGCAGAGAACUGCUGAGAUACUACAGAACCCUUUUUAACGGUUGCAUCUCACUUCUUCAUGACAUAUUAUGCUUUUUCUUUCCCUUUCUUUUUUGCAAACCUCAUGUGGAUAUAGCUUGAUGACCUGAGCGCCGGACUGACCCAGCCAUAAAGAAAGCCUUGGGGGGAGGGUACCCUCAGCGGGUGAGGCGCUCCAUUAAUUUGUUUUACUUACCUGCCAAUCUGCUCAGCUAAUUGUCUUGUGAUGCUCCUAUAUUGUAUGUGUUAAAAUGAUGCCUACCCAAUACUCUUAAGCAUAGUAGCACGCAUGUUUACUAAUGUGCACUAUUUUUUACUUAAUAGCUGAAAAGCCUACUGUGAUGACCUAAGCGACAAUUUAUAGGUGUCUAACUUUGGCACAGUUUUAGUGACACAAGCACCUAGUGAACCGUGCUCCCCCGGGGAGGUUUUCCACUUCCACUUAGACGCGCAUGUAAACUUGACUGGGCUUGAUGGGCAGACAAUAUUUAAAUAGCUGGACCAAAUGUUUAUAAGUAGUUUUUCUGUUAUGUCUGCCUCCUGGUCCGUCCCUUACUAUCACACUGUACCUGACACUGUUGUCACACAAGUCCCCUGUCGCACAGGUACUGACUAAUGUCUCCUCCCGCAUUUUCACCAGCCUACUAACCAGCAUCUGACAUCACUAAUAUACUAUGAAUACACAAACAGGCACCCAGCAAUCUCCAUACAUACGCUUGCACACUGUACAUUAGUCUGACAACAUCUACCAGUAAUCAGUUAAACUGAGAGGGCUGGCCUACUGGGCUGUGCUGACUUUUCCAUUGCCAUGCUUGUAACCCAACAUAUAUUCUGUGGUGGAGAUUGCAGCUGCAGUUGUGGCUCCUUGAACGUGUGGUAUAAUAACCUAUACUUGCCUAGCACGUGUUAAAAUCCACUGGCUGUUCUUAUAGUUAAUGUGCACGUUUUAUAACACUUUUGACUAUUCCUGUCCUAACUACAUAACAUAUACUGUCGGCUCAACUACUGUAAUAAUCUAAUAUUCCUGAACUCACUAGCCUGACUUAUUUAUAGCUCACCUGCUUUAAAAAACAAAAUAAUUUUGUGCCUAAAUAUCAAGUGUCACAUCUUGUAUUGCAUAUUGAAUUGUUAUAUACCUCGAUCCCGCUGUUGUGGCAUAUUGAGGCUGUUUUUUUAUUUGUGCACAACAAAAAUAAAGAAUUAAAAAAAAAAAAAUCUUGGUGAAGUAUAGAUGCAUUGAAUCAUGGCAUCUCUAUGGGGAACUUUCAGUGUCUCCGUGCAGUGCGUGGAUGCUGAAUGCCAGUGCUGCACACUGUAAAAGGCAGCAUUUACAUUGAAAAGCCUGCAGUGACAGGCUGCACACACCAGAAUCACUACAAUAAGCUGUAGAGGAUCUAGUGCCUACAGUGUUCGUUUAAGUGUACGUUAUAAUACAUGUUGCCAUUUAAUGUUUCCACUCUCCUUUAUUUACAGUAGCAGUAAAAAGUUUUGUAUUAUUUUACCAGGUAAUAGAUUUCUACUGUGUAACUUUUGUGAAUGCCAGAUAGUUUUAAAGGGACACUCCAAUAAUCAAUACAGUUUGAGCAUAAUAAUGUGGUUUUGGUGUAUAGUCUCACUGCUCAAUUCUCUGCCAUUUAAGAAUUAAAUCACUUUGUUUAUGCAGGCCUAGUCCACCUCUAUUGUAAUGCGUAAAUCGAGUUACUUGCACUACAUUAUUUUAUACUAGGUUGAGGUUAAUUUGAAUUUGUGAUACCCAAUGUUUGCAUAACUAUAUUCUAACCAAAAGGUAAUAACUGAAAUGUUGUUUUUUCCUUUUAGCGGAAAUUCUGGAAUUAGCUGGAAAUGCAGCAAGAGAUAAUAAAAAGGGUCGUGUUACACCAAGGCACAUACUUCUUGCUGUGGCAAAUGAUGAAGAAUUGAACCAGGUAGGAGUUUAUUAUACAAUUUAGAAACAUAUAACAAGUUGCCCUUUAUUGUGAGGUUUAAUACCUGUUUAUAUAAGACAUUGGAGAAUGGGUGAUCCUCGGUAGGUUUUUGAAAUGUAACAUAACUUUUAUAUUUUUUUGCUUUCUACUCCAACAUUCCUGAUUUGAAGCAAAACACAGAUUGUGCCAACAGUGGCUUGUCCAUAAGGUUAUUUAGGCCAGCACUCCAUCAAAUAUUUCAGUCAUAAUAAAAAUUUAAAAAAAUAAAUGGUCUAUUGCCAUGGUAAAAUAGUUAACGUUUACAUAUCCACUAUUAGUGGCAACACCAUACAGUACUGCAGUGCUAUAAUUUUCCUACCCCUUUUUUACACCACCUCACAGAUUCUGACUCUAUUAUAGGGCAUGAUGGCUGUCUGGAUAAGGUGUUGAGAGAGAGUUGUGAGAAAUGCCCGGACUGAGUGUACCUCACAAAUACCCAAUUUAAAAUGUAUAUAUCUUAGUCAACUUCCAUGUGUUGAGUUACAUGCCUUACCAUUUUAAAAUUUCUUCAACCACAUUAGAGUUUGUAAGCUGGAAGUGGGCCUGUAAACUCUAUAGUUGCUCUGUCGCUUCUGAGUAUUUCAUCGAUUUCUUUAUGUAAUAUCCAUAGUGACCUAAUUGAAAUUCCAACAAAUUCCAUAUAUAUCAUAAGACAAAUAUAGGGGCUUCUUUUUUUUACACUCCUGAGGUUGAAUAAAGCUUUUCUUUUAGCUUUUGUCAAAUCACAGUAAUCCUUGUUAGAGAAUCAAGCAUAAUUUCGCUCAUUGUAGGACUUGAUCUAUGGAGGCUCAUGUGGACUCACAGGAUCCUCCAUAGACCCCAGUGUUGUACCCUUUCACAUAGGCAAAAGUACAGCAGUGACACGGCUCCUUAGCAAAUGAAACAUCAUGAGUUGAAGAAAGUGCCAGGAAGAAGAUGGAGGUAGAAAUAAAGGACAGCUCCAGGUAAGUAUAUUUACUUUCCACUGUACCCCUAAGUGGAGAUGGCACUUUCAGGGAUCUUCACUUUUAGAGUAUGUAAAACCCAAUCCGUAAUGGUGAUCAUUCUGAAGAAUAGAAUAUUAGAAUAUAGUUGUUUGCCAACACCCAUGGAAAAACUGGGACACUUCAAGCACCAUAACCCUGUAGUUAGCUGUACUGGUUAAACUGCCACAUUGUAAGUAUGCAGAAUGUUUUGAACAAUUUGAUUUCUUGAUCUGGGUUCUGGCAGGUUCUGCUCCCUGCCUCCAGAUAGAGAUGCAUUAAAUAGUUGCACAUGUGUAAUAGGGGAAGCAUUGGAUUGGUGAGAUCAUCAAGAUUAAAGGAUCACUAUAGUGUGAGGAAAACAAAGCGGUGUUCCUGACACUACACCCUGUUCCAAAUUAUUAUGCAAAUGAUAUUUUUCUCAUUUACCUAAAUAAUAGAUGUAAAUAACAGUCAGCAUAAUUCUCAUGUUAUCAACUAUUAAGAGUACAAUUCAAAUUUUAUUGAACAAACCUCCUAAUGAUAACAGUAUUUUCUUAAAUAUAAACUUACAAUGCACUGUUAUUAUUACGCACAGUAAGUUUCAAAACACUUUAUAGGUUGUAAAGAACUGAACAUUGUAAUUUGCAGCAUAUUUACUGAAAUCAAAAGCUAUUUCAAUCAAACUUAUAACAACAUUUUAACUUUUUAAACAUUUUAACAGGUCACGUUACAUUUUAACAUAUGACCCCUUAUUUGUUAGCAGCUUCACAAGUCUUGCAUCCAUUGAACUUGUUAGUUUUUGGACAGUUUCUGCUUGAAUUUGUUUGCAAGAUGUCAGAAUAGCCUCCCAGAGCUGCAUACAUAGCCUUCUAGACGAUGCCUCCUGUGCCUCCUGUGUGUGAUUAAAGUUCAAUUUACAGAGCAGGAGAUAAAAACUUCUAAAGCAAGUUAAAAUCUAAUUGAAAAUUAAACUAUUUUGUAUGAAAGAUCUGUGAGUCACAGGGAGGUGUGGCUAGGACGGCAUAAACAGAAAUAAAAGUGAUUUAACCCCUAAAUGGCAGAGAAUUGAGCAAUGAGACUGUAGGGGCUUGAUAUAUAUACCAAAACUGCUUCAUUAAGCUUAUGUUGAUGCCUAUAGUAUCCCUUUAAUAUGUGGAGUGAUGUGUCAUGAUUGUGGAUAAUUUUUCUGGUUUCCAAAUGUUGGCACCAGUUGGUUAAUUAUAGGGACAUUUGUCAAGCUCUGGCCUAAAAUGUAUUUCUUUUAUCUCUCAGCUUUUAAAAGGAGUAACCAUAGCAAGUGGUGGUGUUUUACCAAAUAUACAUCCAGAGUUAUUAGCAAAGAAGCGGGGAUCCAAAGGAAAAUUGGAGGCUAUCAUUACUCCUCCACCAGUUAAAAAAGCAAAAACACUGUUGCCGAAAAAAAUAACUUCAAAGAAACCUGGAGCCAAAAAAGGAGUGAGAAAAUCAAAGGUAUUUUUGAACAAAACUCAUGUUUUCUAAAAUGCCAUUUUGUUUUUUUUCUCUAACAUACCAUGUUUUUCAGAAGAUGCAUUGGAAUAUAAGACACAUCCAUAUAUUUACCAAAUGAACCUGUACCAUAAUUACAGUAAAUUUCAGAUUAAAAGUACACUGUAGUCACCAAAACAACCUUUGCUGAAUUAAGCAGUUUUGGUGUAUACCGUGUUUCCCUGAAAAUAACACAUCUCCUGAAAAUAAGCCCUAGUCACUUUUUUGCAUAGAUUUGCAGGAUUCCAUUCGCGAGUAAGCAAAUCUAUGUUCGGGAAAGAUUCCAAGAACAUAGAUUUGUGGGAUUCCAUAUACUAUUGAACUGGUUAUGUUUGGGGGAAUUCCCCCGAACGUAGACCUGCUUUCUACCGCAUGCUUGCUACUGUGUUUUCCUGAAAUAAGACAUCCCCCAAACAUAAGCCCUAGUGCGUUUUUCAGAGGAAAGUUAAUACAAGACCCGGUCUUAUUUUUGGGGAAACAUGGAAUAUCAUGCCCCUGCAGUUUCACUGCUCAAUUCCAUGCCACAUUCCACUUUUUUUUUUUUACACAGCCCUGGGCUUACCUCUCUGCAUGUGACUUAGGCAGUCUUCCUAAACACUUCCUGUAAAGAGUCAUCUAAUGUUUACACUUUAUUGCAAAUUCUGUUAAUUUAGAAUCUCUUAUCUUCUGCUUUGUUAAUAGCUUCCUAGACCCUGCAGGAGCCUUCUAUAUUUAAUUAAAUCUCAAUGUACAGAGCAGGAGAUAUAAACAUUUAAAGUAAGUUACAUUUGAUUGAAAAUAAAACUAUUUUGUUUCCAUGCAGGCUGUGCCAGUCACAGCCAGGGGAUGUGCUACUAGGGCUACAUAAACAGAAACAGCAGUGAUUCAUCUCCUAAAUGGCAGUGAAUUGAGCAGUGAAACGUUAGAGGCAUGAUUUAUACACAAAACUACUUCCUUAAGCUAAAGUUGUUUUGUUGAGUUUAGUGUCACUUUAAAUGUUUUGAGGAUGCAGCAUGUUCAGGUAUAGGAAAAUGUAGCAAGUGUGUGUUUUUUGGAUGCAGUGUGUGGAAUAGUGUGUAUAGUCAUGGAAACAACUACAAGCGUAAUAUAGUUCUUCUGGUGUGUAUAGUAUGUCCCUGAAGACUUUUUAAUGUAAACUCUGCCUAUCACUCAGACAGUCACUAGAGGUGCUUCCGAGGUCAGUGCUGCACAAUGCGCAGCACUGACAUUUAGCAUCUCUAUGUUCAUGGAGGCGCUGAAAGUUCCUUAUAGAAAUGCAUUGACUUUUCCUUGGGAAAGAAACUGAAUUGGCUCACAUUGUCAAUUUUGAUGAUCUCAAACAAGGAGUAAAGUCACCUUUUACCUUUCUAACAGUAGGGCUGACCACUUAAACUGCACUUUUCUAACUAUAGUGUCAGGAAUACAUGUUUGUAAAUAAGUAUUUUGACUACUGCAAUCUGCUUCUCACUGGUCUUACGUGCUUCCAAUUUGCCCCAUUGCAGUCUAUAAUGAAUGCGGCAGCGAGGCACAUCUUCCUGUCCGCCCAAGCCUCACCUCUCUGUCAGUCCCUGCAAUCUGGUUCUUGUUUUCAAAUCUCUACAUAAAGCUACUUCCACGUAUCUAUCCUCCCUAAUACAAAAGUAUGUCCCGUCUAGGCCCCUACGCUCUGCCGAAGACCUGCAUCUAUCCUCUGUUUGUACUCCCACCUCUGAUGCUCGUAUCCAAGACUUCUCUAGGGCUCAACUGUUCCUGUGGAUCUCCCUUCCCUUUUUCAGUUAGAUGCUCACACGGUCUCCACUCCUUCAAAAAAUCAUUAAAAACUCACUUUUUCACAAAAACAUAUCCCCUCUGUUUCUGUGUGUCUAACUUGUCUGGUUACAAUCACAUGUUUGUUAGUCCACCCAUUGUAUAGGGCUACAUAAUUUGUUGGCGCUGUAUAAAAAUAAUAAUAAUAAUAAUAAUAUAUAUAUGUAUAUAGAUAUAUAUUUAUAUAUACUUAUCUAUCACUGUAUACCAUAUGAAAUGUAGAGACAUUUAUUGAAGAAGAAAAAUUGUGACGCCUCAGUGACCCUUCAAAGUGGACACUUUGGCACCUCACACAGUUUCCAGCGUCUUUUCCACUGUUCAAAAUACUCUGCAAAAUUCUGUGUUGAAAUCGCCAUUAGCUUCUAGAUCAGUCACUGAUCUUUGUUGCUGUAAUCCUGAGUGAGAUUUGAGACAUUGCAAGUUAUUAGGGUAACCUGGAAAAAAAAAAAAGGAUUGCAUUUCACUUGUUUCAGUUUUGUUUGCAUUUGCACUUCUAAAAAUGUUUUUUUUUUUUUUUGUUGCUUUUAUUUUUAUGGGAAUAUUUUAUGUGCAUUUAGAAGAAGCAGGGAGAAGUCAGCAAAGCAGCAAGUGCAGAUAGUACGACUGAAGGAACACCUGCAGAUGGAUUUACUGUUCUUUCAACAAAAAGCCUUUUCCUUGGACAAAAGGUAUGCAUUUUGCUCAUAGCUAAAAGGACACCUCUCUAUGUAUAUAUUACAAUUUGUCACCAAAAAGAUCAUAUUUUUUUAUUUGCGUGCAUGUUUUGGCUAUACCAAGACGCUACAUUAUUAUUUUAUUUUUUUAUUUCAUCAUCUGUUGGUAUACACACGCACACACACACAAACAACCAACCCUCUCCCCCCACCCCCCCAACCCCAAAUUGUUCAAGCUGAUAAAACUGAUGAUACACUGAGUAUUUUGAAUUUUUGGCUACAUAUACAAUAUAUAUUUGUAAAAUUUCAUGGCCGUGUUUGAAUCUGUAUGUCUGUACAUCUGUAUGUGUGCCAGUGUAUAUGCGUGUGUGCAUCUGUAUGUGGCAGUGUGUGUAUCUGUAUGUGAACUAACAUGCAUCUGUAUGUGUAUCUGCAUGUAUUUGUACCUAUGUGUUUCAUUGUGAGUAUAUGUAUAUCUGUAUGUGUGCCAGUGUUUGUAUCUGUAUGUGUGUCACUGUUUCUAUCUGUGAAUCUGCAUGUGUGUCAGUGUUUGUAUUUGUAUCGGUCUCUCUUUAAGUGAUUUUGUGUGUGUUAUUCUGUAUCUGUAUGUUUGUAUCUGUGUGUCUAUGUAUCUGCAUGUGUGUCAGUGUGUGUAUCUGCCCUGUAUGUAAAUGAGCCUGGGGCAAAGAAAAGGAAAGAUAGGGCAGAGGAAAACAUCUCCCUCUCCUGUCACAGAUAUGUGUGUGUGUGUGUGUGUGUGUGUGUGUACAGGUGAUACUCGAAAAAUGAGAAUACCGUGCAAAAGUUAAUUCAUUUCAGUAAUGCGUAAAAGGGGAAACUAAUAUAUGAGAUAGACGCAUUACAUGCAAAGCAAGAUAGUUCAAGCCGUGAUUUGUCAUAAGUGUGAUGAUUAUGGCUUACAGCUCAUGAAAACCCCAAAUCCACAAUCUCAGUAAAUUAGAAUAUUGUGAAAAGGUGCAAUAUUCUAGGCUCACUGUGUCCCACUCUAAUCAGCUAAGUAAGCCAUAACACCUGCAAAGGGUUUCUGAGCCUUUAAAUUGUCUCUCAGUCUGGUUCAGUAGGAAUCACAAUUAUGGGGAAGACUGCUGACUGGACAGUUGUGCAGAAAACCAUCAUUGACACCCUCCAUAAGGAGGGAAAGCCUCAAAAGGUAAUUGCGAAGGAAGUUGGAUGUUCCCAAAGUGCUGGAUCAAAGCACAUUAAUAGAAAGUUAUGUGGAAGGGAAAAGUGUGGAAGAAAAAGGUGCACAAGCAGCAGGGAUGACAGCAGCCUGGAGAGGAUUGUCAGGAAAAGGCCAUUCAAAAGUGUUGGGGACUUUCACAUGGAGUGGACUGAGGCUGGAGUCAGUGCAUCAAGAGCCACCACACACAGACGGAUCAUGGACAUGGGCUUCAGAUGUCGUAUUCCUCUUGUCAAGCCGCUCCUGAACAACAAACAACGUCAGAAGCGUCUUACCUGGUCUAAAGAAAAACAGACCUGGUCUGUUGCUCAGUGGUCCAAAGUCCUCUUUUCUGAUAAGAGCAACUUUUGCAUCUCAUUUGGAAACCAAGGACCCAGAGUCUGGAGGAAGAAUGGAGAGGCACACACUGCAAGAUGCUUGAAGUCCAGUGUGAAGUUUCCACAGUCUGUGUUGAUUUGGGGAGCCAUAUCAUCUGCUGGUGUUGGUCCACUGCGCUUCAUUAAGCCCAGGGUCAACAAAACCGUCAACCAGGAUAUUUUGGAGCACUUCAUGCUUCCUUCCGCAGACGAGCUUUGUGGGGAUGCUGACUUCAUUUUCCAGCAGGACUUGGCACCUGCCCACAUUGCCAAAAGCACCAAAGCCUGGUUCAAUGACUGUGGGAUUACUGUGCUUGAUUGGCCUGCAAACUCGCCUGACCUGAACCCCAUAGAGAAUCUAUGGGGCAUUGCCAAGAGAAAGAUGAGAGUCAUGAGACCGAACAAUGCAGAAGAGCUGAAGGCCGCUAUUGAAGCAUCCUGGUCUUCCAUAACACCUCAGCAGUGCCACAGGCUGAUAGCUUCCAUGCCACACCGCAUUGAGGCAAUAAUUGCUGCAAAAGGGGCCCAAACCAAGUACUGAGUCUAUAUGCAUGCUUAUACUUUUCAUAGGUCCAAUAUUGUUCUAUGUACACUCCUUGUUUUAUUGAUUGCAUGUAAUAUUCUAAUUUACUGAGAUUGUGGAUUUGGGGUUUUCAUGAGCUGUAAGCCAUAAUCAUCGCACUUAUGACAAAUCACGGCUUGAACUAUCUUGCUUUGCAUGCAAUGCGUCUAUCUCAUAUAUUAGUUUCCCCAUUUACGUUGCAUUACUGAAAUAAAUGAACUUUUGCACGAUAUUCUAUCACCUGUAUGUGUGUGUAUAUAUAUAUAUAUAUAUAUAUAUGUGUGUGUGUGUGUGUGUGUGUGUAUAUAUAUAUAUAUAUAUAUAUAUAUAAAUGGAACAAAUUGAGAGCACUCAUUGGAUUUAGUAAACAAAAAAAUAUAUUAAAUCAAACGCAUAUAAAUCAACGUUUCGACCGUCUAGCGGUCUUUAUCAAGAUAUAUAUAUAUAUGCGCGCCUGGGACAGAUGAGGUAGCAUACAUAUGAACGUGGAUCAAGCACUUACUCUCGUGGUCUUGUCCUUGCCUGGGUGCAAAUCCCUUAUGUGAAAAUAUACGUAUCAAGGAAGCUGCACUCACAGGACUUUGUAAAAAAUCUUGAAGUUUUAUUGUGCUAAUAUACAUCAGAAAAUGUGUCGACAUUUCAGUCCUCUACAGGACUUUUCUCAGGACAAGUUUCAAUGCCAAAAACAGAGUUUAUUUCACCUAUUUAAACUCUGUUUUUGGCAUUGAAACUUGUCUUGAGAAAAGUCCUAUAGAGGACUGAAACAUCAACACAUUUUUUGGUGUAUAAUAGCACAAUACAACUUCAAGAUUUAUUUAGAAAGUUCUGUGAGUUCACCUUCCUUGAUUCCUUGAUACACAUACAUAUAUAUAUAUAUCCUGCGAUGGAUAUAUAAAGAAAAAUCAUAAAGGUGCAUAACUGGAUUUAGAAAUUUAAACUUAAUUUAUUGUGCAAAAAAAAUGUUGAAAGGAUCGACGUUCUCAAGAUCAGAACUUUGCAGUUUAUAAACAGUGCAAAUAUACACAUUGAUUCAAAUAAACACUUACAAAUAGAUGUGAAGUGACUCUCCACCGCCCGAUCGUUAACCCGGAAGUGAUGGAAGACCACGUGUGACGUCAUUACGCUACGUCCCCUAAGAAACAGUAGUGAUGGGCAACCAAACACCCGUGAAUAAUACUAAGAGCCAAAGACAGCUCUUCCAAUAUAGAGGAUUACACUAAUGAUACUUGACAGUGCAGGUAGCAAUGAACAUAAACAAAGACAGAUGGAUUUUAAGAAUAAGAUACUGACAGACAUCUAUAGUCCAUCCCGACAUAUGGAGGACUCUGCAGAAAAGCCACUUUAGUGAUAUCAUCUAAUUAAUAGUCAUUUUUCAGCAUCUAGCCACAAAAGAAUAAAUCAAAUCAAAAUACACUUUAUGGUGAAUAAACAAUUAAAGAAACAUAGAGAACACUAUGUUCUCAUUUAAACCAUAUGGGGAUACGGUAUUCAAAUGAUGUAUCCAAUAUGCCUCACGUUGCAACGUCUUAGAUCUGUCUCCCUCACGGGGUAAAAGGUGGACAUGAUCAAUGGCAAUGAAUCUGAGAGAUGGGAGAGGGUGCCACAUGGUCAGAAAAUGCUUAGCGACUGGUUUAUCAAUCUUUUCAUCCCUGUAUGCAGUAUUGAUAGUUGAGCGAUGUCCUCGAAUGUGGUCUCUGAGCGUUAGGUCUGUCUUGCCAAUGUAUGCUAGUCCACAUGGGCAGUAAUCAAGUAGAUCACCUGGUCUGUUGUACAGGUUAUAUAUUGCUUGAUGGGAUAACUUUUGCCACUGUGUGGAUGUGCAAAUGUUUUCCCCCUAAUCAUAUGGCUGCAGGUAACACAGCCUGCACAUUUAAAACAGCCUAAUUUUGUGUUUGUCGUUGAAUUCUUAUAGCAAUGUAUAGGAUCUCCCUUAACUAAUAAAUCACGAAGAUUCUGGUUUCUCUUGUAACUAAUGAUCGGUUUUCUAUGGAAUUUAGCUGGUAGACUUGGACUAGCAUACGCUGGCAAGACCGAAAUAACGCUCAGAGACCGCAUUCGAGGACAUCGCUCAACUACUGCGACUGUGACUUUUGCCACAGUUUGGAUAUCCUUGUAGGAUUUUUUACUCUCUAAAUAACUCUAUUUAUAUACAGAGUUUUUUUGAGGAGGCUAUUUAUCACAGUUUAUGCACGGCUUAUGCACGGUUUAGAUUUUUUUCACACUUUCACUUUGGUUUGUACUUAUACAAUAUAGCUUCCCUGGUACCCCUGUAAUCCUCUGUCUCGGAAGAGCUGUCUUUGGCUCUUAGUAUUAUUCACAGGUGUUUUGGUUGCCCAUCACUACUGUUGCUUAGCUACCAUAGUAUCCACGUUGUGGACGUAGCAAAAUGACGUCACACGUGGUGUUCCCUCACUUCCAGGUUAACGGAAGAGUAACUUCACAUCUGUUGGUAAGUUUUUAUUUGAAUUAUGUAUAUAUUUGCACUGUUUAUAAACUGCAAUGUUCUGAUCUUGAGAAAGACCUUAUAUAGUUCGAAACAUCGAUACUUUGAAAAAAAAUUUUGCACAAUAAAUUAAGUUUACAUUUCUAAAUUCAGGUGUGCACCUUUAUGAUUUUUAUAUAUAUAUAUCUGGGACAGAAAAGGGAGAUGUUUACCUCUGCCCCAUCUCCCCCUUUUCUCUUCCCCAGGCAGAUACAGACACAGAUACAAACACUGACAUACAUUCAGAUACAGACACACACACAGAUAUAUAUGCCUCUGGCAAAAGAGGAGCAGGGGAGCCUGGGUCAAAGGAGAAGCAGGGGGAGAGCCUAGGGCAGAGAAGAAGGGGAGAUGGGGCAGAGGAAAACAUACACAUUUGAAAUAACUGCAACUAUAUUAAUUACAAACAUUUCACUAAUAUGAAGGCUACAAUUUAUGUAAAUAAGCCAGCAAGGGUUGCACAAGUGAAACAAGGUUGGGGACCACUGCACAACAGCAUGCCGUAGUGGUUAUGGUGAUUGCAUUGUUCCUUUAAGUGCCUAUUGGUUCACUGGCCACUGCUAAUUUUAGUGAGUCUCAGCCGACCACAUUACUGCCAUUGGGUCCCAAAUUGAGAAACAUAUCUAAAACUUUAAUGCAGUUUACACGACUGCAAAUUAAUGAACACGUUUAUUUUCUCCUUUUUUACAACUUGUGAAUAAUGCAAUACUUGGGGUUUCUUAAAUGCUAAAGUUAUUCGUUACUGCAUACCAACCAUAGCAUAAGUCAGUAUGCCUUAACUACAUUAACCAUAUGAUUUUUGACUGGCAAGGUGUCGUGGCUGCUAAAGUAAAUACCCACAGAACUGUAUACAGAUGUGGUAAAAGUUUAUCAAUAAACUUGUUGCAUAAAGAUUUAUCCAAAAAGAAUACUACUGGGAUGUCUAUUUCAUUCCUCAAAGGACGAUUGGUAUUUCAGUGGGUUUUUUUUAGCGAUACACAUUAUAAUUAACCAAUUAGUUUUGCUUUGCCUAGCAUGAAGGUGAAUACUUUAGUAGGUAUUGCAAUGAAAACAGGCUGAACUAGGACUCUUGAGGAUUUGAGCAAAAUAGUUCUGUUACGGUGGCAGAUAAUCCUUCAAUAUUUUAUUGAUAUUUUGUGGAGCUUAGAACUUUAAAGAAAAUGUAAUCCUGUGUUUUUAAAAGCAAAUGAAACAUUGGAUGAAUAAAUCCAACACUAAUCUCUAGUGCUUCAUUUCCACAAACAAAUCUAAUAUGUGCAGAACUCCAGCUGCUCAUUUGGAACUAGAAUUCAGAUACAUUGUAUUAUUUCCUCUCCAGUAAUUUUACACCUUGGGAUUUAAGAUUCUGUGUAAAUCACACAUUCAAACAAUGAUAAAUGUGUGUACACACAGUAUAAAUACUCACAUGUAAUACCUGCAUACACUAACUGGAACAGCACAACCACUAUUGCAAAUAUAAAAAAAAAAAAAUUAUAUAUUUUAAAUCUCUGUAAAUUAAUGCAAAGAACAACAAAUAAAUUAAAUCUAGUCAUUGAGAAAUCUGUUAAUUUUUGCACACCUAUGUCUUAACAUAAACUGUUUAUUUUUCUUAAGGAUGUAGCGUUAAUAUUAUUUCAUGUUUUGUUUUGAAAUUUUACUUUGAUACUUUUUUGAUUUGCUGUGUUUUUGCUUCUGGCUAUGUUGCUUGCUGUAUUUCUGUUAUUUUCUGAACUUUUCCUGUCGCCCUAUUACUUCCCGCCUCGUGCUUUUCUUUUCAGCUGAAUCUAAUUCACAGUGAAAUCAGUAAUUUAGCUGCAUUUGAGGUGGAGGCUGUUAUCAACCCUACCAAUGCUGACAUUGACCUUAAAGACGAUAUAGGUAAAUGGGGCUUGGGGUUGAUAUAGCUAAUGGCCAAGUGAUAAUUAUAGAUUUAAAAAAUAUGUUCCAUUUCUAAAAAAAAGUAUAUAACUUUAGAUAUUGCUGUUCGUCAAGAUAAAAUAUGCAUAAUAUAAACAAUUACCGGUAAGUGUAAUCUAGCUUAAUAAUUUUGGCUGCCUCACAUUUUUAAGCUUUAUUACCAUUUUUUUAUGUCUAUAAUUAUCUUAUGCUGUUAGCUGCUUCUUAACUUGAGUUUUGUGCUUGCGUCUAGUUUCACAAAAGGUAGUUUCUCCAUUGUACCUAGGCAAAAUGUAUUUUUAAGUAGAAAGGACUACUAGAAUGAUAUAAUACUCCAAUCGAAACAUAAAUAAAUGGCAACAAUCUGAGCAGUUAUUUGAGGUUGGCAAUGUAAUAUGCAUGGGAAAACCAUUGUGAACUUUUACUAAAUGUAAGUAAAAUACUGGAAAUUUACAUUCUGAAGAAGAUUUGAACCAUAAAACUAAGGAAUGGUUUAAUUGAUUCUAUAGCAAAAUAAGCAUAACUGUUGUUCCAUUUAAUACAAUUCAUGCUAACAUCAUAAUUCCUUGCAAAAUUAUUGUAUGUAGAAAUUAAGAUUAGAGCAGAAAUAUAUCCAUAGCAAUAAAGUAGAGAUUGUAGCUGUAUUAGUCCAGUGAUGUAGAUGCAAAAAACAGAUAAAAUUGAAGAAUGUUGUAAUGUAAUGCUUUCGGGAGAACCUCCCUUUCUCAAUUCUAAAGCAUUUCUGAAUUCCUUUGCGGUAGUAACAUCACUGCAGAUUUGUGAUUUCUGUGGGAAAAGCAAGUCUUACGGCUUCACUCGUGUUCAGAUUUUUGUUUAACAUUGUAUUAACUAUCCACAGACUUCAGGUGGAAGGGGUUUUCAAUCACAAUGCUUUCCCACCAUAACCUUUUUGGUUUUAGCUUCCAAAACAUUUCUUAGCAAAGACGAUACAGAAUUCAAAGUUAAGUUGUGAUACAGGGGUUAAAGCGACAUGAGUGCAGAUAAGACACAGGUUUGAUAGAAAAUACGUACCAUUCUCGCAGAGGGCCGUAAAUAUCUUGUGUGAGGAUCACAGAGUGAGGGGGAGAGAGAAAAGAAACAAGCAAACAGUGUAGAAAAUGGUGCUAGAACGGGAGAGUAAAACAUUUUUAAAUUACUUUUAUUAGAGAUGAAUUCCCAUCAAUGAGUUACAGAAUAUGCAUGAAGGCAUAUCACUGGACUAAUACAGCUACAAUCUCUACUUUAUUGCUAUGGAUAUAUUUCUGCUCUAAUCUUAAUUUCUACAUACAAUAAUUUUGCAAGGAAUUAUGAUGUUAGCAUUAAUUGUAUUAAGUAUACACAAGUACAUACACAAUAUACACAAGUACAUACAAUGAUAUACAGCAUUACAGAUGCAUAAUAAUAUAGGUAAGGUUUUAAUUCCAAACCACAAGUAAUAUAGGCAUGACUGCUCUACCAUUGUGAUCCAUUCUUUCAGCGUGGCUGAAUAGGACUUUUAGUCUCUUCACAUGGAAAUAACAAAUCAGACUGACUUGAUGCCCACGUGCACCUGCUCGCCGGCUUGUGCUCAGUCACUCACAUAAUUGCAGGAUCCUCCUAGACUGUUUGAUUGACAGUCAGGGGAGAGUACCCAAGUUAAUUUAUAAAAGUGCUGAUGUCUUAAAAAAUAUAUAAUUUUGCUACCCUAACUGAUGUAGGACGUCCUCACGCUUUGCAUGAGGACAUCCAGCGUCACCGAAAACCCCAUAGGAAAGCAUUAAACAAUGUUUUCCUAUUGGGGAAGUCCUAAUACUACUUUUUGAUAUGUUUUGGCCUCAUUAAUAUGUUAUUUUUUUAUUUUUUUUUGCAUAAAAUAAAUAAAUGUUUUGCAGAAUGCUGCACCAUAAGUCUGCCUGUUUAUCCACAACCCCUCUAUACAGAAAAAUGUACACAGCUCAACCACUUACAGUACUGUAUGAUCUGAAAUGCAAAACAAUCUGCAUUAGAAGGAAAGGGCAUCUGAGGAGGCAUACAGUAAGGAUAUCAAUACAUGUUUGUAGAUUUUAUCACUGUUUGCGGGCAGGUUGUAAAUAAAAAGCUGCUCACACAGUGCUGGUGAAGUGGAGACUCCUUUGAAGUCUUUUUUGAAUGAGAAGCAUGGCUAAAGAGGCAGACUUGUGGUGCAGAAUUCUGCAACACAAUUUUUUGUGCACAAAAAAAAAGAUUUGAACAUACAAACAAAAUACAGUAUAUUAAUGAGACCAAAAUAUAUCUGCAUUAAACUUGUAUUGUGUCCCUUUAAGAGUUUUAUAAAACAAUAAAUAGUUGCAGCGCACUCAGACUACAUAACAAUAUAUAAUACAAAGAAGGCUACUAAAAUGCCUAUCUGAGAAUAAAUAUGGGGAUUUAGUUCCACCAUAUGGCCAUAUGUUGUUAAGCCCACCACUACUUUCAAAGUACCCCAAUAUUGGUGGGUCCUACGCUAAAAAUGUGGGGGAACAAAUUAAGAGUUUUAGUCCACAUUAUCAUGUAAUUUUAACCCCUUAAGGACGGCGGGGGGCGUUCUAUGCCGUCCUUUUUGGGGUGGCUCUAAACGCCGGAGGGCGGGAUAGAACGUCCCUGCCGUCCUUCAUACUCACUCGCAGUGGAGUACAUACCAGGGUCGCGACCCGGUAUGUACCCACAGGGCCAGCCUCUUCCCCUGGGGGGCCCAGGAGCCGACCACCCCAGGGCCCCCCGAGGCUGGCCCUGCUGUCACCCGGCAGGCAGGUGGCCGGUCGGACAUGCGGGCGCGCGAGGGAGCACUCAGUGCUUCCUCUUCAGCUCCCUCGCGCACCGCACUGAUACCGGAGCCGGAAGAUAACGUCAUCUUCCGGCGCCGGCAUCCCUACUCAGCGCGCAAGGGAGCUGAAGAGGAAGCACUGAGUGCUCCCUCGCGCGCCCGCCUGCCCGACCGGCCACCUUCCCAGGAGCCCAGCAGCACCACUGGACCCCAGGGAAUCCCCCCAGCACUCCAAAAGGUAAGGAGGCUGGGAGGAUUACAUUAAAAAAAAAAAAACACAUGUGUUAGUGUUAGUGUUACAGUGUGUGUGAGUGAGUGUUAGAGUGUGUGUGAGUGAGUGUUAGAGUGUGUGUGUGUGAGUGUUAGAGUGAGUAGUGUUAGUGUGAGUGUUAGAGUGAGUGUUAGAAUGAGUGUCUGCUAGUAAGUGUUAGUGUGUGAGUGUUAGUGUGUGUGUCUGCUAGUGAGUGUUAGAGUGAGUAGUGUUAGUGUGUGUGUCUGCUAGUGAGUGUGUUACUGUGUGUGUCUUACUGAGUGUGUGUGUGUGUGUGUUAGUGAGUCUGUUUGCUGUCUGUUAGUGAGUGUGUGUUUGUCAAUGAGUGUAUUUUUUGUAAGUGAGUGUAUAUGUAUGUCUGUCGCUGAGUGUGUCUCUGUCAGUAAAUGUGUGUGUCUGUUAGCUAGUGUGUAAGCGUCUGUAAGUGUGUGUGUGGGUGUCUUCAGCACUUACCUUUCUCCAGCGCCGGACUCCCUUGGCGCUGGGGUACCCUCAGCCUCUCAGCUCCGAAUGCGACCGCGCACGCAUUCAAACCGACCAUAGGAAAGCAUUACUCAAUGCUUUCCUAUGGACGUUCAGUGUGCUCCUCUAGCGGCUGUCAGUGAGACAGCCACUAGAGGCUGGAUUAACCCUCAGUGAAACAUAGCAGUUUCUCUGAAACUGCUAUGUUUUCAGCUGCAGGGUUAAAACUAGAGGGACCUGACACCCAGACAACUUCAUUGAGCUGAUGUGAUCUGGGUGUCUGUAGUGGUCCUUUAAGUGUGUGUGCAUCUGCAUGCACUGGCGUACAUACCGCGGUCGCAGGGGUCGCAGCCCUGUAACCCCUGCGACCAGGUGCCCACCGCCAUUUGUUGCGGCCCGCGCCCGGGAGGGGACACAGAUCAAUUUUCGCACCGGGGCCCCAUGGGUCAUGUGUACGCCAGUGCUCACUCGGUCACCACUGAUCCCACGCCAGCGUCCGCGAUCCUGGGGUACAUAGUACUAUAGUGGUUACGGUGCUUGGCAUUUUCCCUUUAGUCCUCUUUUUGUUGAACUCAGAAUCACUGAGUUUUAGAAGUUUUACUUUAAGUUUCAAUUUAAGCUUUUUUGGUUUGACAAAGCUUCACCUAAUUACUGCUCAGAUGCCCUCAAAAUGUCAAAUUUCAUGUAUAAUCUUUUUUUUUGUUAAAACAGCUAAUAAUACACAGUUUAUAAAACAAAAUCUCAGAAAUGUUGUUAUGUAGGCAUAUUACUACAGAAAUCAUGAGAAAACUCCAAAUGGCAAAUUGUAUGUCCUGCACAACAUACCAAGUGUUAAUUAAAAAACAGUAGUGUCUCAAAUUGAGAAUGGAGAAACUGUCUUAUGUGUGCGUCUUAUAUAUGUGUUAUGUGGAUAUUUAAUACCUAUUUUUUUCACAGUCUGCACUUUUAAGUAAUCAAAAUUUAUACAGUUUUAGGUUUCACCAAAAGUUCUUCAUGAAAAAGAUCAAGUAAUAUCCACUAGUAUUUAUUUCACAUGCUAUUUAAAAAAGGAUCUGGUCUGUUUCUAAACUGUUGCUUUCAUUUACCAGAAUUCUCAGGCACCUAUAAUGUUUCAACACUUGCAAUCUUAUUCUCUAUUUGAAAGAUAUGUGGAAAAUCAAAAUCGUCAUUCAAUUUUAAAAAUAUCAAUACAUUGGAUAUUUCCUAGUUUUGAAUAUUAUGAAAUGUAUUGUUCACUAGUGCUUAUCAAUAGCAUAAAUCUGUUUUCUGAACUGUUCUGUACAAUUUUACAAUUCACAUGUGUUGGACCAUGAUUUCCUUGGAUCUUCAAAGGUAGGAAAAUAAGGAUUAAGGUAAAAGUCAUAAAUGUAGAAUAUGUUCUUUAUCCCACAUGGUUGACAUACAUUUGUUUGCCUAUUAUAGUUGCAAGUUGUAAAGGCUGACAUUGCCAACCUUGACAGUGAUGCUGUCGUUCACCCGACAAACUCUGACCUCUACACCGGUGGUGAAGUAGGUAAUGAAAAGUUUAGUGAUGCAGAGUUUUAUAUAUGUAUGCAUGGUUAAUUAGCAGCAAGAGCUUGCUUUAUUUCCAAGCUGCUCAAAUCUGCAUUUUGCUGAUUACUUUAUAACCUGAUUAAUUCACCUAAAAUAUAAUUUUCUUCCAAAGUCAAUCGAAACAUGCAGUUCCUUGUAUAGAACCAAGUGUCUGUUAUUAGAGCUGGAAUAUCUGGAUUUACUGCUUUACAUGUUUGAUUUCAAAGAGGAUAGCAGCCAAGUGUAGCUCAUGUAUUUACUUUGUUUGCUUAUCUAAAUAAAUAUAUAUACAUAUAUAUAUGUAUAUGUGUAUAUAUAUAUAUAUAUAUAUAAAUAUAUAUAUAUAUAUAUAUAUAUAUUAAUGAGAAUUGGCAAGGCAAUUGACAAUUAUAUGUCAUAGUACCCAAAAUGAAAACUUUUUCAAUUCCUCUACUUCUCCAAAUGACCUAUUUUGACAUAUAAUUUUUGGUUAUCCGUUGAGUGAAUAAACUUUAAAAUAUAUGGGUAUAUUCAAACAUGUUGGAUGGCUUCUUCAGCCUAUAUGGUAUAUCUUAGACCAUAUAAUACAAAUAUGUGAUCUUAUUCUCUCCAGUUUCAUCCAAAAAGAAGGGAUUCACAUGCUAAGUCAUCUGUUUAGUAGACAGUGAGGUUUUGGGAUGGGAAGGGGUUAUGUGCUUAGAAAAAAUAUAUUAUUUCAGCCACAGAGUGGUCUAAAUUUGAGAUACAGUGAGGGAAAAAAGUGUUUGAUCCCCUGAUGAUUUUGAAAAUUUUCCCACUGACAAAGAAAUGAUCUGACUAUAAUUUUAAUGGUAGAUGUAUUUUAACAGUGAGAGACAGAAAAAAAAAUUCAGAAAAGCGCAUGUCAAAAAAAUUAUGAAUUGAUUUGCAUGUCAAUGAGUGAAAUAACUAUUUGACCCCUCACUUAGUACUUGGUUGCAAAAUCUUGUUGGCAAUUACAAAGGUCAGACGUUUCUUGUAGUUGGCCACCAGGUUUGCACACAUCUCAGGAGGGAUUUUGUCCCACUCCUCUUUGCAGAUCCUUUUCAAGUCAUUAAGGUUUCAAGGUUGACGUUUGGCUCCCUUCACAGAUUAAGGUCUGGAGACUGGCUAGGCCACUCCAGGACCUUAAUGUGCUUCUUCUUGAGCCACUCCUUUGUUGCCUUGGAUGUGUGUCUUGGGUCAUUGUCAUGCUGGAAUACCCAUCCAUGACCCAUUUACAAUGGGUGAGGGAAGGAGUUUCUCACCCAAGAUUUGACUCUACAUCGUCCCUUUGAUGCUGUGCAGUUGUCCUGUCCUCUUAGCAGAAAAACACCCCCAAAGCAUAAUGUUUGAUGGUGGGGAUGGUGUUCUUGGGAUCAUAGGCAGCAUUCCUCCUCCUCCAACAACGGCGAGUUGAGUUAAUGCCAAAGAGCUCUAUUUUGGUCUCAUGGGACCACAACUCUUUCACCCAGUUCUCCUCUGAAUCAUUCAGAUGUUCAUUGGAAAACUUCAGACGGGGCUGUACAUAUACUUUCUUGAGCAGGGGGACCUUGCGGGCACUGCAGGAUUUUAGUCCUUCACAGCGUAGUGUGUUACCAAGUGCAAAAAAAUUAAGAUAGUUGUAGAAACAUAGAAACAUAGAAUGUGACGGCAGAUAAGAACCAUUUGGCCCAUCUAGUCUGCCCAAUUUUCUAAAUACUUUCAUUAGUCCCUGGCCUUAUCUUAUAGUUAGGAUAGCCUUAUGCCUAUCCCACGCAUGCUUAAACUCCUUUACUGUGUUAACCUCUACCACUUCAGCUGGAAGGCUAUUCCAUGCAUCCACUACCCUCUCAGUAAAGUAAUACUUCCUGAUAUUAUUUUUAAACCUUUGUCCCUUUAAUUUAAGACUAUGUCCUCUUGUUGUGGUAGUUUUUCUUCUUUUAAAUAUAGUCUCCUCCUUUACUGUGUUGAUUCCCUUUAUGUAUUUAAAUGUUUCUAUCAUAUCCCCCCUGUCUCGUCUUUCCUCCAAUCUAUACAUGUUAAGAUCCUUUAACAUUUCCUGGUAAGUUUUAUCCUGCAAUCCAUGAACCAGUUUAGUAGGCCUUCUCUGAACUCUCUUUAAGGUAUCAAUAUCCUUCUGAAGAUACGGUCUCCAGUACUGCGUACAAUACUCCAAGUGAGGUCUCACCAGUGUUCUGUACAAUGGCAUGAGCACUUUCCUCUUUCUACUGCUAAUACCUCUUCCUAUACAACCAAGCAUUCUGCUAGCAUUUCUUUUUGCUCUAUUACAUUGUCUGCCUACCUUUAAGUCAUCAGAAGUAAUCACCCCUAAAUCCCUUUCCUCAGAUGUUGAGGUUAGGAUUCUAUCAAAUAUUCUGUACUCUGCCCUUGGGUUUUUAUGUCCAAGAUGCAUUAUCUUGCACUUAUCCACAUUAAAUGUCAGUUGCCACAAUUCUGACCAUUUUUCUAGUUUACCUAAAUCAUUUGCCAUUUGGCUUAUCCCUCCUGGAACAUCAACCCUGUUACAUAUCUUAGUAUCAUCAGCAAAAAGACAUACCUUACCAUCAAGACCUUCUGCAAUAUCACUAAUAAAAAUAUUAAAGAGAAUGGGUCCAAGUACAGAUCCCUGAGGUACCCCACUGGUGACAAGCCCAAGCUUCGAAUAUACUCCAUUGACUACAACCCUCUGUUGCCUGUCACUCAGCCACUACCUUACCCAUUGAACAAUAUUGGAAUCCAAACUUAAAGAUUGCAGUUUAUUGAUAAGCCUUCUAUGUGCAACAGUGUCAAAAGCCUUACCGAAAUCUAGGUAAGCAAUGUCAACUGCACCACCCUGAUCUAUAAUUUUAGUUACCCAAUCAAAAAAAUCAAUAAGAUUAGUUUGGCAUGAUCUCCCUGAAGUAAACCCAUGUUUUCUCUGAUCUUGAAAUCCAUGUGUUUUUAGAUGUUCCACAAUCCUAUCCUUUAACAUGGUUUCCAUCACUUUCCCCACUACUGAAGUAAGGCUUACUGGCCUAUAGUUGCCCGAUUCCUCCCUAUUACCUUUCUUGUGAAUGGCACAACAUUCGCUAACUUUCAAUCUUCUAGGACUACUCCUGUUAAGAAUGAUUGGUUUAAAAAAAUCUGUUAAUGGUUUUGCUAGUACACCACUAAGCUCUUUUAACAGCUUUGGGUGUAUUCCAUCAGGUCCCAUUGACUUAUUUGUCUUUACUGUAAAUUCACAUGUAACAAAUGACUCAUUUGUCAUUUUUCCUAACUGAGGUCCCUUUCCUUCAUUUUCAUCUGUAAAUACUGAACAAAAAUUUUCAGUAUAGGCCAAGGUUCUAAAAUUCAUAAUAGCUAAGUUAGUACUUGGUGUGUCUCUUUAAGAGAUUGAUAGUCUAAAGUAGAUACCUGUUAUGUUGCCAUUACAUUAUUGUGGCUAGCUUUAUUAAACUGAUGAUGUGUUGGCUAUAUUGGUAGGUGCACAUCAAGAAUUAAAUCAAGAGGUGUAGUGCAUGGUUGUUUUUUUGGUUCAAUUGCCCUUGUUCUGUGUCAGUUUUUGCCUGCUAAUUGUGAUAACAUAUAUUUUAUUGACAGAUUAUAUUUUGCAAAAAAAUCAAACCACUAUACUUACUUGAGUACAGAUCCUCUGUUGCCUGUAACCAAUGUCAGUAAGCUGGACCAGCAGUGCAGAGCUUAGCUCAUUGCCUGAGAGCACCAUCAGGACUCAGCCCAGUGGAGUUUGCUUCAAGUGUAUAUGUCACCAAAAAUAAACUUAAAUUAAUCUUCUUCUAUAUGACAAACCAAAAAAAGUGUAGCACUCAGAAUAUUAUUAUUAAUUUGGGUUCUUCUAUGUAGCUCCCUAUGUCUUAAUCUCUUUUUAUUUUUUUAUUUUUUACUGAGCACUCUGAUUUUCAUAAAAUUCAUAAGUAGGGAUUAUUUUUCCUUAAUUAUAGCAGUCGUGUUUACAAUGCUGGCUUGUAUUGGUUAUGAUGCUUGGAGUGUUUCUUUUACUGAAUAGUCAUAGUGAAUGUAUCUCUCUCUAAUGGUAAAGGUCACUCUUCCUCUAAUCCGUUAAUGUACUGUAACUCAAGGCACCUAGUGCUGGCAUUAUUUUGUUCCUCACCACAUAAUGCAACAGAGAAAAGAAUGAUGGCACAAAAAAGGAGAAUGAGAAUUUUGCUCCCAAAUUGUAUAAUGUGGCCUCCACCUCUUGGUUAUGUUGGUGAGCUAUGUGAAUUUUAUUUCUGCAGCUGCUUGUUUUAUCAUUACAAUCUGGAAACAUUACAUAUUUGCUAACAAUGUGGGGCACAACCUGCCUAUACUGACACAUAUCUGGCAGAUCUAGUGACGAUGGCAGAUUAAAUUUUCACUUAAACUGAUGUCAUCUAAGUAAACCUACAGAAAGUGAAAUCGUCAAAAUUGGCAGCUAAUGCUUGAGUAUUUAAUGAACAGAACUCUGUGAGAACUGUGUGACAUUUUGUUCCAUUACCAAAGUGUUUUUUAAUACAUUUGGUAAUUCAGUCAAGGAUUCAAGCUUAUGAUUUUUACAGAGUGAAAUAAAUGUGCAACUAAUUGAUUUUAAUGGCUGUUUUGAGAUGUUAUUUAAGAAAUAUAAUUUGGCCAUGAGGAACAAUCCAAUUCUACAUUAUACCUCAAUUACUCUAACAGGAGACAUUUAGAACUGUCAUAAAAUACCUUAUUUUACAUUAAUUCAGGUAAACCUUAGACAUGUUCUGUGGCAUGAAAUAAAUAUCUUCCUUGUGUUUAUGUAAAGAAAAAAGUAUGUAAGUCUAGACAGGUGGUGGUCCAGUAUAAUUACUUUUGUUUUCAAAAUGUGUAGUAAUUUUAUCAUGCAUGAUUUGCACAUUUACAUAAAGUGCCUGAAUUUCUUACAAUUCCUCUAGUUAUAUAUUUUGUGAUUUUGUAUUCCAAAAAUAUCUGUAAAACAUGCCUGUUUAAUAAGUAUAUCUAUGUUUUAAAUUGCCUAAUAAGUUUCCAUUUACUUCAUUUUGGGAUUUCUCAAAAUACUAGCCGGUGCAAGUCAAAAGAACGAUAUUACAAUUUAAUAUAUUUAAUUAUAGAGAUUGAGUUUUAGAAAAAGCCAACUUACUCUUACUUGGUUCUCCAGGUUUCUUAUUCAAUGUUGGCGCAAUGCCCAAGCUUUAAAGCAUUAUUCAUUUCCUAAAUUGGUUUAGCCUUUUUCUUAUUUUUUAUUUUUUUUUAUUCAUUGCAUGCUAAUGUUAAUCUGUAAAGCUUCUUAUUUGAUCCAUGUCAAUUCAGAUUUUUCACUGUUGAUUAACUAGAGAAAUCCUAGAAUGUUGUAAAAUUCAUGGUGUACUGCAAGCUGAUUAUUAACAAGAAAGAUGAUAUAGAAUAUCUAAUCUAUUUGAGCUACAAAAUACAAUACAAAUAUCUAGAUUUCCUGUAUCCAUGCCAUUAUUAUUUUUUGACCUUCCAUAGAUUUGUCCAUGUAAAGUAUUUGCAUCAGUGUCCUCAAUUCGAACGUGUUUCUUAAUGUUUUGCCAAAUGAAAUAUGUUCUGCAUAAGAGCAACAUUUUUUGCUGAUUUGGCGAUUUUAACAAAAACAAAAUGGAUACAGUUUUUCUAGUUUUGAUUUUAUAUUGUAGUUUACCACACAGCUAAAGAAGAAAGGGUGAAUGAAUGAAAUAACACCUUUUAAAGUGCGAUAUAAUGAUAAACAUCUUCUUAUUCUCUUACUUUGUUCUUUUGUGUUUUUAGGCAAUGCCUUAGAGAAAAAAGGUGGAAAAGAGUAUGUGGAUGCCGUUAGUGAAAUGAAGAAAAAGAAUGGGCCUUUAGAUAUAGCAGGAGGUGAGACUUUGGUCAUUCAUCAGUACUUGUUUUGUCUUCAGAAGAAUGAAAUCACUAAACAUUUAGUUUUAGCUCAAAGUGCACAUUGCGACUGACACAUCGCAGUAAAGGGCCCCAAAACUCACUAAAACAACACGAUAUUGUAAUUUUCCUGUGCACAAAGCAUGGCAUGUGUAAUUUCCACUAUCUUCCCGCAGGCUAGGUUAUAUAUGUCAAUCACAAUGUGAAUUAUGGUUUUUAAUGCACAGUGUAACAUCACCCAGCAUGUAGUACAGUGUUUGAAAACCUCACCUGCCUCUUGCAGAGGCGUAACUAGAAACCACAGGGCUCUGGUGCGAAAAUUGCCCUAGGCCACCCAUCCCCACCAUAUGUCAUAUUCACGGGUGAGUGUGGCAUGGCUUGUGGGGAUGAGUAUGACAGAAUUGGUGGGGUGAGUGUGGCAGGGUGAAUAGGGGAAGAGAUAAGAACCAUUCGGCCCAUCUAGUCUGCCCAAUUUUCUAAAAUUAUCUUAUAGUUAGAAUAGCUUAUGCCUACCCCAUGCAUGCUUAAGCUCCUUUACUGUGUUAACCUCUACCACUUCAGCUGGAAGGCUAUUCCAUGCAUCCACUACCCUGUACCUGUUGCCUGUCACUCAGCCACUGCCUUACCCAUUCAACAAUAUUGGAAUCCAGACUUAAAGAUUGCAGUUUAUUGAUAAGCCUUUUAUGUGCAACAGUGUCAAGCCUUACUGAAAUCUAGGUAAGCAAUGUCUACUGCUCCACCCUGAUCUAUUAUUUUAGUUAUCCAAUCAAAAAAAUCAAUAAGAUUAGUUUGGCAUGAUCUCCCUGAAGUAAACCCAUGUUGUCUCUGAUCUUGCAAUCCAUGUGAUUUUAGAUGUUCAACAAUCCUAUCCUUUAACAUGGUUUCCAUUACUUUCCCCACUACUGAAGUAAGGCUUACUGGCCUUACCCGACUCCUCCCUACUACCUUUCUUGUGAAUGGGCACAACAUUAGCUGACUUCCAAUCUUCUAGGACUACUCCUGUUAACAAUGAUUGGUUAAAUAAAUCUGUUAAUGGUUUUGCUAAGCUUUUUUUCUCAUUGACUUAUUUGCCUUUUUUUUGACAGUUGAAAUAGAACCUCCUCUUCUGUAAAUUCACAUGUAACAAAUGACUAAUUUGUCAUUUUUCCUAACUGAGGUCCCUUUCCUUCAUUUUCAGCUGUAAAUACUGAACAAAAAUAUUAAUUUAGGCAGUCAGCUUGACCUUUAUCCUCUUCUACAUACCUUCCUUCUUUUGUUUUUAAUGUAACUAAUCCUUGUUUUACUUUCCUUUUCUUAUGUAUAUAUCUAAAAAAAUGUUUUGUCCCCUUUUUUUUUAUUGACUGUGCUAUUUUCUCUUCUGUGUGUGAUUUGGAAGCCCUUAUAACUUGCUUAGCUUCUUUCUGCCUAAUAUUAUAGAUCAUUCUGUCUUCCUCACUCUGUUUUUUUUUUAUAAUUCCUACAUGCUAACUUUUAGUUUUUUACUACUACUACAUCUACGGAGUACCACAGUGGUUUCUUGAAUUUUUUGCUUUUACUGACAAGCCUAAUGCAUUUUUCAGUUGCCUUCAGCAACUUUUAAAUAAUCCAAUUUCUCUUGGACUCCAUUUAAAUUGCUCCAGUCUGAUAAUGACUCCUUUACACAUAUUCUAUUUUAAGAAAAGUCUGUUUUUCUCAAGUAUAAAACUUUUGUUUUUGUGUGGUGUGACUCAGUCACUGUUCUUAAAUUAAACCACACUGACUGAUGAUCACUGGAUCCUAAACUUUCACUUUUUUUUCAAAUAUCUGAGAGAUUGAGGAGGGACAAAGCAGCCAGAUUAAACUGGUCUGGCAGUGUCCCUGGGACAACACCCUGCUGGAGAAACAAUAGGACAGGAAAAGGGAGAGGGGAAGAGGCACAUUUUCCCAUGGAAGUCACUUUUUAGCCUGUCUUUUUGCAGGGCCCAUUGUCUUGGGGCAAGAGGCUGGCAUGCAGGCCUCUCCAAAUCCCAAUGACGAAGGUUCUUUUGUCACAGCAUCCACCUGUCGUUCUGAGUGUUAUCCACAGGCAGAACUUCAGAGAAUGACAGUGUGGGAGCAACCUGCCGUAUAUCAUUGUCAAAAACACUAAAAACUUAAUUUACCUCUGAAACCUCAUUACAACCCAAGUCAUUUGUCCCUAGAUGGACAAGUACAUCCACUUCCCCUGCUUUGCUCGCUUAACAAUAUUACAAAUACGUCUCCUUUCUCUGUGAGCAGUAGCUCCGGGAAGACAUCUCACAAGACCACUAUUGUCCGGCUCCACACCUCUUAUGAUAGAAUCCCCAAACAACAACUGCUUUCUAUUAGGCCUCACCAUAGUCUUCAAGCCUGUCUCCAUAAUACCACUACACUCUGUACCUGAGAAUGUCUCCACAACACCACUACACUUAUGGUUGAACCUUUACUUGAAUACACAGAAAGUCCCCAUUCUUGGACCACUGUUGCUGAAGUUAGUAAACAGCACAUCAUUAUAAAAUUGUAAAUGUAAGUGCCUAAUAAACCCAGACUUGUCUUGUUGUCAGGGCACAACCCUGUCCCAUAUUCAUUAAUCCCUGCCAUUUUAUUGCAAAAGCAGUUGGAGACCAUUUUAACUACAAUAAUGUUUUCUGUCCUAAAUCUUCACUCUGCAUUCCUCUCUGGCUUUUUUUUUUUUUUUUUUUGGAAUUGACUUGCUAUUGCCAGGAUAUGAACUCAAACCGCAUAGUCUUCUGUUUACAAAACUCAUCCACUUCAUGUGUCCGUUGUCACAGGCAAACAUAACUGGGGCUUCAGCCCAAGGAGAGUCCAUUUUUAUUUGUUUAGUGUUCAAAAUUCUUUACUUUUAUGUUACAUUAUUACAUAAUUGCAAAAUCUGCAAUUGAAGGUGAUAUUUAUUGUAAUGCUGAGAGAGGAUAAACACCUCCAUCUGAACAUUUUCUGGGGACUCAAGGCUAAUAAGGAAUCGGUACUAAUAUUAGACCUGGGGCUUUUGCAUGAGUGUAGUCUGAAGUCAUUAUAAAGUAUAUACAGUAAAUGUAUCAAAAACAGCAGAGUGAUAACUGAGGUCCUCUAACAGCACUCUUUGCCUAUCACUUCUAUCCAGUUUUUUGUUAAGUUUUUCCAAAAACAAAGCAAAUUUAGGAAUUCAAAAGUUAGAGCUACUAGUUUAGGCCCAAAUCUCUAAAAGUUGUAGUGGAAGUGUGUGUUUAAUCUUGUAAAACAAUAUGACACACUUCAAUUAGUAAUCACUGUAUAAAGCUACUACUAGCUUAAUAAACAUUUAUUUGUUUAGCAUCAAGUAUAACAAAGCCACUAUGCAGUAUGGUCUUUUAUUUCCUAACUUAUGCUUGCACUUAGCACUCAGAACUAACAUGCCCGUCUUCUACCCCAGAAGAAACGAUUUUACCAUGAUUUGCUGCUUCUACAGGAAGAAUGGAUAGUGACCAGGUUUAGACCACUACAGCUCAAUGGUGGAAGUGGUGGAUCCGAUGGCUCACCAGUCAGCUCUUCUGCUGACAUUAAAAUCUCUGCUAUAUCUGUCUGAUGCCAACAAAUGACUUCAUGUGUCUUUGCUUCAGACAUCUACCCUCCCACUACCAUUUAAAAAAAAAAAAAUUAAUUGAAAAUACAAGUAGUCUUACAUAUCCAUCCUUAUAUACUAUUUUACCUUAUGGCGUUUGUAAUGCACUGUUGUAUGUGAGAUGUACACAUAUGGAUAAGAACAAGUCUGCCACCACACUGAUCUAGCUGAGCACAGAAUAAAUUUGAUUCAUCCUAAUGCCAUUCUCUAUUAAGAAAUAUAUAUAUGCUUUUUAUUUUAGUUUUUUUACCUGCUGAUUACAUUAAUAGCUGAAGCGGACAUGCCAACUUUGUUUAUUUUCCAAUAUGCUUAAAGUAAAGCUUUUCUGGUGUUCAUAAAUCCUAUUUUCUGCCUUUUCCUAUAUUAUGUGCAGGUGUUUCAUAAUCUCACUGAGACUCUGCACACUCUCAAAGCCCUAUUUCUUAUAAAUGUGAUAAUGGCAUGAGUGUAAAUCACAGACCUCUUCAACUUAACCUGCAAAGUUCAACAAAGCAGUGCGCCUCUUUCAGGGACAGCAUAACUUCACAGGCACACACCACAGUAAGAUUAGAACAGAGAGUAAAGAGUCCCAGUGUUAAGGUGAAGCACUUAAGCUGCCAUAUUGGCCACAUUUUGCAUAUAAUUCCCCAUCUGAUUACCCAAGUGUCAGGUUGUUUUAUUAGAUUUCUUGAAAAUUUAUGACACAUUCUCCAUGUGCCAAAUUAAACAGUGGGACAUAAAUUAGAGCAAAUUGGAAAUGUCUAGUUCCCAACCUCUUCAAUAUGCUGGGGAGCAACGCCCGAAUACAUAAUUAUUCUUGGUACUCUCAAUACCCUGUGAAAUUUAUUGGUGACCCUGGUUUUCCUGCAAGCACUUUCAUUUUGGCCCCUCACGAUGGCCCUUUUAUGUCUAUUAAAAGACUCUGAAAUAAAAAAAAAGGGUAAUGGCACAGAUGGAAAGAGUGUAUUGAGGAAAUAAAUGCAGGUUUUGGUCACUUCUGUGCUUCCAAAUGUAAUAUUUUCUAGCAGAUAUUACACUAUUAAUGCACAAUGAUGUUCUGGCAUGUUUACACUUAAUUUGUCAUAUUUGCACUACAUAAAAUGGUUCGCAAUCAUACAGAAAAGUAUCUACAGUGCCUUGCAAAAGUAUUCACACCCCCAUUGGCAUUUUUCGUGUUUUGUUGCCUCAAGACCUGGAAUUAACAUGGAUUGUUUGUGGAUUUGCAUCAUUUAAUUUACAGAACAUGGCCACAACUUUGGAGAUGUUUUUAUUUUUUUAUUUUAUUGUGAAGCAAACAACAAAUAGGACAAAAUAACAGAAAAUAACUAUUCACCCCCCCUUAAAGGCAAUACUUUGUAGAGCCACCUUUUGUGGCAAUCACAGCUCCAAGUCGCUUUGGAUAAGUCUCUAUGAGCUUGCCACAUCUUACCACUGGGAUUUUUGCCCAUUCCUCCUUGCAAAACUGCUCCAGCUCCUUCAAGUUGGAUGGUUUGCGCUUGUGAACAGCAAUAUUUAAGUCUCACCACAGAUUUUCUAUAGGAUUGAGGUCUGGGCUUUGACUAGGCCAUUCCAACACAUUUACAUGUUUCCCCUUAAACCACUCAAGUGUUGCUUUAGCAGUGUGUUUGGGGUCAUUGUCCUGCUGGAAGGUGUACCUCUGUCCUAGCCUCAAAUCACGCACAGAGUGGUUCAGGUUUUGCUCAAGAAUAUCCCUGUAUUUAGCACCAUCCAUCUUUCCCUCAACUCUGACCAGUUUCCCAGUCCCGGCUGCUGACAAAUAUCCCCACAGCAUGAUGCUGCCACCACAAUGUUUCACUGUGGGAAAGGUGUCCUUUGGGCGAUGUGAUGUGUUGGGUUUGCACCAGACAUAGUGUUUUCUUUGAUGGCCAAAAAGUAAAAUUUUAGUCUCAUCAGACCAGAGCACCUUCUUCCAUACAUUUUGGGAGUCUCCCACAUGCCUUUUCGCAAACUCAUAACGUGCCAUUUUGUUUUUUGCUGAAAGUAAUGGCUUUCUUCUGGCCACUCUGUCAAAAAGCCCAACUCUAUGGAGGGGACGACUUAUUGUCGUCCUAUGUACAGAUACUCCAGUCUCUGCUGUGGAACUCUACAGCUCCUCCAGGGUUACCUUAGGUCUAUGUGUUGCCUCUCUGAUUAAUGCCCUCCUUACGCGGUCCGUGAGUUUUGGUGGGCGGGCGUCUCUUGAUAGGUUUGCUGUUGUGCAUACAUACGCACAUGCCAAUUUUCUGUUUUCUAUUUCUAAAAAUUUGUUUUAUGUAUAUAUUUUUCUCAUUUCACUAUUGUGUUCUGAUCCAUUACAUACAAUUCAGAUUAAUAAAACAUUGAACUGUAAUGACAAUAAGGCUGUAAUGUAACAAAAUAGGUAAAAAGUCAAGGAAAGGCACUGUGUAUGAUGAAAAGGUAGUUUUAGUUCUGAAUAUAGCAGUUUAGAUAUUAGUCAAGUAUAAAAUUAUAAAUUCAUGGAGCACAGUGAGGUAAUGCUUAAAUACAUUCAACAUGCAUACAACACAAUCAACCUUUAUCACUGCUAAGUAGUUAAACAGAGAUUUAAUAUUUUACUUAUCUGCCAUAGAUAUUUAUUGCUACUAAAUUACAAUUGAGCUGUGCGUUUCUGAUUAGAGUGAAACAUCAAUAAAUGUUUACAUUAUGAAUGCAUUAUUAUUUCACUUUCAUUCUCUGUAGUUAUAAUUGAAGACAUGUAUACACUAAUUUCUGAUCGUUUCUUUACUGCAAAAGAAAAAUGAUGACAUACAGCUAGGGAUCGACCGAUAUUGAUUUUUUAGAGCCGAUACCGAUAAUCUGCGAACUUUCAGGCCGAUAGCCGAUAUCUUGCCGAUAUUCUGUACAUUUACUAUUUUGAAUAAAUAAACUAAUUCGAAAGGUAAAUGCACAAAAUAUACAUGCCACAUGUAGUGGAUGAAGUGUGUUUAGACAGGGGAACUGUGUGUGUUUGUGUAGUGUGUGUGUGUGUGUAGUGUGUAUGCAGAUGUGUGUGUAUAUAAUGCAGUGUGUUUAUGUAGUGUGUGUAUAUAAUGCAGUGUGUUUAUGUAGUGUGUGUGUAUAAUGCAGUGUGUUUUUGUGUGUGUAUGUAAUGCAGUGUGUGUGUGUAGUGUGUAUGUAUGUAAUGCAGUGUGUGUUUGUGUAGUGUGUGUCUGUAAUGCAGUGUGUGUCUGUGUAGUGUGUAUGUAAUGCAGUAUGUGUACUGUGUUUGUGUAGUGUGUAUGUAAUGCAGUGUGUGUAUGUAAUGCAGUGUGUGUGCAGUGUAGUGUGUGCAGUGUGUCUGUAAUGCAGUAUGUGUGCAGUGUGUGUUUGUGUAGUGUGUGUUUGUGUAGUGUGUAUGUAAUGCAGUGUGUGUGCCUGUGUAGUGUGUGUGUAUGUAAUGCAGUAUGUGUACUGUGUUUGUGUAGUGUGUAUGUAAUGCAGUGUGUGUAUGUAAUGCAGUGUGUGUGCAGUGUAGUGUGUGCAGUGUGUCUGUAAUGCAGUAUGUGUGCAGUGUGUGUUUGUGUAGUGUGUGUUUGUGUAGUGUGUAUGUAAUGCAGUGUGUGUGCCUGUGUAGUGUGUGUGUAUGUAAUGCAGUAUGUGUACUGUUUGUGUAGUGUGUAUGUAAUGCAGUGUGUGUAUGUAAUGCAGUGUGUGUGCAGUGUAGUGUGUGCAGUGUGUGUCUGUAAUGCAGUAUGUGUGCAGUGUGUGUUUGUGUAGUGUGUGUUUGUGUAGUGUGUAUGUAAUGCAGUGUGUGUGCCUGUGUAGUGUGUGUGUAUGUAAUGCAGUAUGUGUACUGUGUUUGUGUAGUGUGUAUGUAAUGCAGUGUGUGUAUGUAAUGCAGUGUGUGUGCAGCGUAGUGUGUGCAGUGUGUGUCUGUAAUGCAGUAUGUGUGUAGUGUGUGUUUGUGGUGUGUGUGUAGUGUCUGUCUGUGUAGUGUGCGUAUGUAAUGCAGUGUAUGUAAUGCAGUGUGUGUGUAUGUAAUGCAGUAUGUGUUUGUGUAGUGUGUGUGUGUUUGUGUAGUGAUGUAAUUUGUGUAAUUUUUUAUUUUAAUAUUUUUUUUAAUAUUUAAUUUUUUUUUUUGUUUAGUCCCCCCCCAGUGUGUGUUUGUGUAGUGUGUAUGUAAUGCAGUAUGUGUGCAGUGUGUGUGUGUGUGUGUAGUGAUGUAAUUUGUGUAAUUUUUUAUUUUAAUAUUUUUUUUAAUAUUGAAAUGUUUUUUUUAUUUUUUGUUUAGUCCCCCCUCCCUGCUUCUUACCAGGGAGGGGGAUAUAGUAUCCCCUGGUGGUCCAGUGGCUUGUUAAGUACAGUGGUGGCUCAGCAGCAGCAAGCGCUGACUUACCUUGCAAGCAGCUCCUACAGCUCCCUGUGUAAAUCUCGCGGCUCUUAGUGCCGCGCGGAGCGUUGCCAUGGUAACCCGUGGCAACGCUCUGCGGCCGCGGGUCUCGCGAGAUUUACACAGAGAGCUGUAGGAGCUGCAUGCAAGGUAAGUCAGCGCUUGCUGCUGGCCCCCACAGGACCGCCGGGCUUGUAAUGGGCCCGGCGUUCCUGUUAUAUAUUAUCGGCAAUAUCGGUAUCUGAAUUGGCCGAUACCGAUAUUGCCGAAAAUACCAAAUAUUGGCCGAUAAUAUCGGCCAGACCGAUAAUCGGUCGAUCCCUACAUACAGCAGCAUCUGUAAUGCAGUAAAUCAUUAUAUAUAUUAUCAUUAACUGCAUUAUCAUUAACUGCAUUUAUUGUGAAAUUCAAUUCAAGUCAGUUUUUCCCGGUUUAUACUUUUGUUAUUUGGACCAAAAGGAUUAAUAGUAGUUAGGGGAGAAUGAAUCUUCAUACGCCACAGGGCUUGCAUCGUAUUGCUAGCACCAUACAAAUAUUUUGGAAUGAGAAAGUGAACCUUCUAAAUGUGAUGUCUCCGGUGGAGAUAAUAUAUGUAGGUUAGGGCACUUUAUAACGGCUGAUACCAUAAAAACGUAAACCACUUCAUUAAACUUCAGUUUCUCCAACUUUGCCCCUCAGAUGUUGAUCCAAGCAUCUCACAGAAUUUUUUGAAUGCAGCAGAUGACCAGGUAAUCAUGAGAGUUGCAAUUCAAGAUCCAGGGGCUAAAGUUUGAAAUUCCUGUCUGCAUGUGACUUAAACAUGUUGCUCAUACUUGAGCAUUACACUUUAAAGGGACACUUUACUACUCAAACCCCAAAAAUAGAAACACUGUUUAGUAGAUAUACAAUCAAAACAUGCAUGCAUUUAAUUAUUCUUUUUUUCUUUGGGAUUAUACCUAAAAGUUUCUUGCAAAAGCUGCAGAUCUCUUGUCUGAAGCUUUUGCAAACCUAACCCUUUUAACUCAGCACUGUUUUUCUGUGGCUGUCCAAUUACAGACUUCUCACUUCUCAAUGCAGCUCAAUGAAAAGUCUUUGCAGGGCAGAUGCUCUGGGUCACUUAAAGUGUCCCUUUAAAUGUAAUGUCAGAAGAAAUUAUUUACAGGAAUUAUUAUUAUGAAGCAGUUGGCUAAUUUGCAACAUUGCCAAAAGAAGGUGUAUAUGAGGUCUUGCUCAAACUGUUAAACAACAAUAAAUGUAUCUUUCAGUUAAACCAUAUACGUACUGUACCAGCUGCCACAUCAUUACUAUAGCAUGACACAGUAUGUAUUUAUUUAUUUUUUCCGUUACAAUUAUACUGCUACCUUGACAGACUAUUAAUAUCAUGGCUUUAUAACAUAUAUUCUGCUUCUUAUUAGCUUCUGUGAGUAAUGGUCAUGGAUUGCCCGCAAAGUUUGUUAUCCACUGUAAUAGCCCCACUUGGGGAUCUGACAAGUGUGAAGAAUUGCUGGAAAAGACUGUGAAGAAUUGCCUAGCUUUGGCAGAUGAGAAGAAAAUUAAGUCAAUUGCUUUUCCUUCAAUUGGCAGUGGGAGGUAAGAGUGCACAAAUAAUGUUUUACAAAACUAGCAUGGUGUCUGCAUAUAUACAAAAAAUAAACAUUAUAUAUAUAUAUAUAUUUAUAUAUAUAUAUGUAUAUAUAUAUAUAUAUAUAUAUAUAUAUAUAUAUUGUCAUACAUACACAUACCUAUACACUGACUUAUUUAGCAAUAUAGAUAUGUACACAUCAGGUUUUGGUAACGGGCCAAGAAGCCAAAAUAUACAUUCAGUGUAAAUAUAUAAUGCUGCUUAAUUUAUUUUUUUUGUAUUAUUUUGUCAUGUAAUUUUUUUUAAUUUUUUUUUUUUAAUAUUCCCUGAAUAUUUAGAUUUUUAUGGUUCCUGAUUAAACCAAUGUUCAGUGUAAUAUAGUGUCUAAUGUAGUCAGGAUAAAAGGGAGCUGACAAGUGCUGCAAAUCGCAACACUGGCCCUGCCUAAAGAAAGCGGUUCUGCCAAGAAAAUGGGCAAGUCUGUCCGAAGAGUUGACAGGUCAGCAUUGCAUGAAUGCAUGCCAGGCUGCCUGCCAAUCAAGCAGACCAGUCCAGCAUGGGCGAGCAAUGUUUCAGUGCCCUCUAGCAUGGUUCUAGUGCCCUGAGUGCGGCUUGAGCAUGCCUAAUGAUGCACUUGCGUUACUCUUUUGGGGAUAGUUCCCCAAAACAAAAUUGGGACAAGACCCUGAAAUCAGGACUAUUGGGAGGCCUGCUAACAGCAGUUUCUAUUUUAUUAAAUUAUACAAUACACAACUGUGUCCUUUUUUGCAAAUUAUAUAUGCCCUAUAGUAUUAUCUUGUAGGAAUGAUGAUGUGGUAAAACCAGGAUAACAUAUAUGUGUUUGCAUAGCCCUGAAAAAGUAAGUCAAUACAUUUCUCAGCCCAAUGUAUUAAUUAAAUAAAUGCCAACUCAAAGAUGAUCGUGUCAUCCAUAUAUUUGUUUGAAUGUCAGGUUCACUUUGAAUACACUACAUGGUGUUACUUACUACACUCUACAAUCUAAUUGAAAUAGUAAGUGAUUAAUUAAAAUGUAGACCACUGCUUUGUGGUAAAUCAUGAUUUUGGCAGUUGGUAAAUGUGAUAAGUUGCUUUUCUCUGUUACACAUGGAUAUUCUGAAUGUCUGCCUUCAUUUUGGGAGAUGUUAUCACUGGUUGCUACUUGUCAUAUGACGGGAAGUGACUGCCUAAUUUACAUAGGGGAGUUGGGUCAGGUUGCUGUUCUCAUAUGAUUUAAGAGUCUUCUGAUAAAAUAGUAAAUGUAUUGUGUAUUGCUUAUGAACUUAUCCUCAUGGACCUCCAGCGUCAAAAAAAGAUCCCCAUAGGAAAGCAUUAAAUAACAAUGAUUGACUGGGAGCCUAGAUAGAGGAUUACAGUUGUAGGUUAAGUAGGUGUGGAUUUACAUAUUUAAUUGUAAAUUUCACACCUUACAAAUACAUAUUUGCUAAAUAAAUGAAUAAAUAAACGUAAUAUAUAAAAAUAAAAAAAAACUUGGAAUAUGACAGGUUCUCUUUAAAUGCAAAAGUCUUAGAGUUGAAAACAUAGAAAGUGAUUAAAAGUUUCUUGGGGAAACUGCAUACACUGGUGUGGUACAAUGAAAGGGACGCCCUGACGCUGCUAGGGGAAGACUCUCCCCUCAUGCACACCCUGACGCACUGGUCCACAAUAAGAACGGAGCAGCAGAUCUCGCCCAAGUCCAGUCCCCUGAUACCCAUCACGUACAACCCAAACCUGGGAGACAACCUUCCACUGAAUGCCUGGUCAAUAGACAACCGAGAUGGAUACAUACCCAUACACACAGUCCUGAACAAUAUGGGAGUCCAACCAUUAAGGGUAAUUUCGAGCGAAGAAACGCCCACGCUAAUGCACCAAUUCCACUACAUCCAGCUUAAGCACUACUAUCACAACCUACCACACAGAGGCAAGAUACACAGAGAACUAACAUGGUACGAAAACCUAUGCACACAGACACCAGAGGUGGAGGGUAGGGUUUCCGCAUUAUAUCAAAACCUACUGACAUCAAACCGUACUAACAACAACUUAUACAAAAGACAAUGGGAGGACUGGACAGAGGAGACCUUCACGGACGACCAAUGGGGGAAGAUACUAACCCUACAACACAAAAGCGCCUCCAGCUCCCACUACCAGGAAGUAAAUUAUAAGCUAUUGACACACUGGUAUCGUACACCGUCCUUGAUCAACCCGACAAUUCCGAACACCUGGUGGAGAUGCGGGGAGGAACUCGGCACCUUAAGGCACAUCUGGUGGGACUGCAAUAAAAUAAAACCUUUUUGGGAGAGCAUUCAGCGGGAAAUCAAGCAGAUACUAGACACAUUUGACGAUAGCGGCCGCUCUUCUACAUCAUACAGAACGACCAAUACCCUCCUACAGGAGGUCAAUACUGAGGCACUUACUAAACGCUGCCAAGUCCCUGGUCCCACUGCACUGGAAAAAGGAAAACCCACCAACGACAUUAGAAUGGACACGCAGGGUAGAAGACAUCAGGAUAGCAGAGGAGAAAAUAGCAGAUUCCCAAGGGAGAAGCAACAAACAUGUGGAAAGGUGGACACCCUGGAUACUACACAGCACUUAGGUGGAGGUGGAAGACGAGAUGCACUGGGACGGGGGGCGGGGCGAAUGUCGGGGGAGUGUGCCCUUGGCGCACCGAGGGAGACAGCAGACUCAGUCCCCCCCCACCACCACCUUGCCCCAACCCGCUCCAACUUCCCUAUAUAACCCAGGGCAAACACGAAGAAAGAGCUUCAUUGAACACGACCACAAUGAAGGUUGAAACCGCAGGGAGCUCACCUGAUGGAACUGAAAGCGGAACAGGAGUAAAAAACAAACGGAUACCAACCCCCUAAAACUGGGAAAAACAGAUACACACGCAAGGGGACAUAUAAAGAAACAACAAAAGUAGACAUCACACACAGAGAGAAUGACGGAGGCAAAAUAUAGUAAAUAUAGUUGCAAACACCCACAAACAUGUACUAACUUACACGCAGGGACACAAACACAACAGGCAAAACCGGACAAGAUAACUCACACAGGAAACGCAAUAACAGCUAAUGACUAUGAGGCGGACGACUAAUAGAGUGGGGACGUUACCUCACGUCACGACAUCGCCCACGCACAACAACAAACUACCAGACACCCAUAGAUGAUAACUGAUCAGACUAACUAACAGCUAAGAAGAACACAGGGAGAUGGAGGUGAGGAGAUAGACACACAAGAACGUAAUAGAGCAAUUACUCCGGGGAAUAUCAAACCCCUAAUAUAAAAGAGAGGCCACCAGACACGCGAGUAUAGUCACGCAGACCCUACAUCACAACAGAAAAAAACGCACAUCACAGAUAGCAAAAAGGGAAGGUUGUAAGACAUGGACACGAGAAAACACAUACCAGGCGAGACAGGAGGCCCGCGAGCCAAAAUACAGCACAGAAAACCAUGGAGCCUGCGAGCUCACACAGGUACAUAUGGUAUGUGGUAUAUACGAUAGAGACCUGCGAGUCUCCAUGCACACCAUCUGAUUCCCAUGCAUAAAUCUUUGUAUGAUACAACAAAUUCUCAAAAUAAACCUAAAAGGGGAAAAAAAAAUGGUGAGCCUGCGAGCACACACAGAUGCAUAUGGCAUAUGGUAUAUAUCGUAGAGACCUGCGAGUCUUCAUACACGCUGUCUGAUCCCCAUGCAUAAGUCUGUGUAUGAUAUAACAACUGUUCAAUAAAAAAAUCAUAUUUACAAAAAAAAAGUUUCUUGGGGAACCACAUCCAAAUGCAUCAAAAUAGCAGAGUGGUACUGCUUGCUGUUGAACUAAAAACAUGUGUCAGGCAGACGUUACUUCUGAAAACCACAGUAACAACUUAAUUUCCCUUUAUAGCCAAAGAAUAGGAUUACGUGUGGUACUGGAAGAUCAAAUAAAUCAUGUUUUACUUCAAGGAGGGAAAUAAGAAUUAUGUUUGAAAGUUUAAAUACAAAAAAAAAUCCCAACAGCAUUUUCUCUGUUAUGUCUGCUACAAAUCCCACUUGUUUAUGGUUUAUAUGUUAGUAAUAUAUUUUUUCUCAUUAUCUUUUUAUUUAAUAUGUUUUAAGAAAUUGUUUAGUAAACAACUCAAUUAUUUAGUUUUUGUUCAUUUUAGUGGGUUUUUUUUAUAAACAGUUCCCAGUUUAAAAAAAAAAAAAAAUGAACUAAACAUGUAUGUUUACAUACUUUAGAUUAUAACCAUGAUACAUGUAUAAAACAAAGUUGUCAGACUCCACCUCCCUAGACAUUGCUCAACUACAAUUCCGAUAAUUAUGUGUCCGUCUGUUACAUUCAAAAAAUUUUGGAUACCAUCAGUAUUGGUGGGACUGAAGUUUGAUAACACUGGUUUAAAGCUUUCUUCUUUGACAAUGUUUGACAAUGUUUUUGUAAAAACAUAACUUUUCAAUGAAACCAUUUUGUAGAGGCAAGACAUGUAACAGUGAAUGCCCACAUUAUAAGGUACAAUUAUCUAUUACCCAGUAUUGCUCUUUUAUGCCUACAGCAGAUACUGUUCUACAUGGGCUCAGCAAGAUGCUGGAUACAUUCCUUAUGUACAUGGGUUCAUGCUGACUUCAUAGUAUAACAAAUGUUCCUGUUGACCUUUCAGCCACACUUUUAUUCUAGAAAUGUUCCAUUCCAACUUACUACAAAGUGCUCUACUAGGUAGAGAUCUAGGCCUAUGCUAGUUACCUGACCUGAAUAUAUGCGUUUGUAAAUUAGUAGACAGUGGUCAUACCUGACAGUGAAAAUCACAGUGAGAAGCACGGAAGCGCCUCUCGCGGCUGUCAAUGAGACAGCCACUAGAGGCUGGAUUAACCCACAGCAGAAAGGGUUAAUCCUAGAUGGACCGGGCACCCAGACCACUUCAUUAAGCUGAAGUGGUCUGGGUGCCUAUAGUGGUCCUUUAACAUGCUUCCGCUCUCUUCUCGGAGGUGCAAAGAUGGAUUCAUGGAUGGGAGCUUGGUAGGACACUGGGAUGUGUGUCCUCAUAGUUUAAGCACCAACUCUCCUUUCAGUGACUUUGAAUUGCCCCCGCCCCACCCCCCCUAUAUGUCCUGACUAUUCCAAUUAUUUAAUUUUAAGCCCCCACCUGUACCAGGUUUCUCAGUUAAUAGUUUUUAAUUAUGGUGAGCAACCGCUGUAGGUAGUAGACCUACACCCAUCCAAAGUUACCCCCCUUACUUGGAGGGAUGUGUGUAACAAUAAGUGCUUAACGUGAAUAAAAACAGUUAAAAGCAGCUCUAUACACUUGUGUGGAAAUAUCCUCUUUUCCACAAAACAAUAACAUGGAAUAUAGUGCGGUAUAAGUGACAAAGACCUACACCUAUAAGUGGAGUGCUAAAACAAAUAUAAAGCUUACCAAGCGUAGCUUGAUUCAGUAGUGUGAUGUAAAGUACAUGCCAAAGAAUAUAAAAACAAAAAGUACAAUAUAGUGCAGAUGUUUUUUUUCAAAAUGUAAUCCGGUGAAUAAUAUAGCAAACAGAACACUCACAUUUUAAGGAGCCUGUGUGUAAAUACUGGCUCUGUACUUAGACCUGUGUGCUUAUUUAGGUAACACCACCCUUCCGCUUCGGUUCGGAGUAGUUCUCAUAAACAAAACAUAAAAGGAGAGCAAACCAAUGUGCAGACUGUAGCAAUAAAGAAGAUGAGUAUAACAUAGUAAAUGUGGUGCUCACCUGGUCCUGAGCCUAUAGGUCCUGGCUCUAAGGUGUAUACGUGUAGUGCCAAUUUAAAUAGGGAUGACAUUGCCCAUAUGAGGAUUCCUGGAGGCUCCAUGGAAGGACUUGAGCAGGAUAUCUUGAGUAAAAAUACCAAAUUUAUUAAUGUACAAUGACAAGUAGAGAUUAAAAAAUAAUAAUAAUAAUAAAAAGUUCUUUAAAAUGGCCAAAACGUGUUUCACUCUCAGUAGAGCUUCCUCAGUCAGCUGUCUGUUUGCUAUAUUAUUCACCGGAUUACAUUUUGAAAAAACCAUCUGCACUAUAUUGUACUUUUUGUUUUUAUAUUCUUUGGCAUGUACUUUACAUCAUACUACUGAAUCAAGCUACGCUUGGUAAGCUUUAUAUUUGUUUUAGCGCUCCACUUCUAGGUGUAGGUCUUUGUCACUUAUACCGCACUAUAUUCCAGUAGACCUACACCCACCUGCAACAUGAUGAGUGUGGGCAUAAGGGAGGUAUUAUAACCCAUUUCCUUAUACCCCACAUAGGCUUUAUUUUAUAAAAAAAAAAAAAAACUACUGAAUAACUAGGGUUAAAGGCCCAUAAAUAUGCUUUCUAGACACAGCAUCAGCAAUUUUACUUUGGUCUGCCCAUUUAACGAGUCUGUAUCAGUUGGCAUUAAUUCCAGUCAAACUAUGACUUUGUCUCUCACAAGUGCCCCCAUCUUCUUUCGUACGGUCUUUUGCAGCUCCUGGCACUUCAGCUACCAUGAGCCAAUGUCAGUGCUGAACUUUGCCUCAUUUAGAACUUUGCCUCACAAGUUGCACCAAGUUUCCAUUAGCUAUACAUGUAUACAUCUACCUCUACUUUUUCUAAACAAGAAAUACAUUCAAAACGUUAGCUUGUGCUACAAAAGAAAUUGGGUGCCCAGCUGGACCAAGUGAAAGUUAACUAUUGCCUGUAUCUCACUAUCUUUUCUCAGCCUAAGCAAUUUGUUAUGCUAUAAAAUCAUGUUUCAUACACUGUCAAGGCAAGUGACUAGAAACAAAUUCUACUACUUCAGUUCCGGUCUCAUAAUUAUUUUUGAUUGAUAAAUUUAAAGUGAAAGUAUUUGACAAUGUAUUUAUUUGUUUGUUUAGUACAAAUAAAAUCUUAUAUUUAAUAUCAAAUCCUUGUUUUUAUAUUGCAGAAAUGGAUUCCCAAAGCAAACAGCUGCACAGCUCAUUCUGAAAGCAAUUUCAAAUUAUUUUGUGUCCACCAUGUCAUCUUCAAUCAAGACUGUGUACUUUGUGCUUUUUGACAGUGAAAGCAUAGGCAUAUAUGUGCAGGAAAUGGCAAAACUAGAUACCAACUAACCUUUCGGUCUAAAAACCCUUCAACUGUUCCCAUAACAAAAAUACUACCCCUCACUCUUUUGUGAGACUGCCCCAUAAUUUGAAAAACACACUCAUUUGGAAUAUGAAGAAUUCCAAUUGACCUUUCUAAAAUAUAUUGCAUUGGCACUGAUAGCUGGCAUUACUUCUGUUAAUGCACUAUUUUUGGACGAAUUGUCCAAAUUUAGUAUGAUUUAGAAGAUUUUAUAGUUUUAUUUUACUGAGGUAUGGAUUUCUGAAGAUUGUAGUUGGGAGUAUAAUGUCUUUUAUAUGUGACUGAAAUGGAAGAAAUAUUUUGUAAAUGUGUUGUGGUGCUUUAUUGUACAUUAUGUGAUGUUAUUUUCUCCAUUAAAAAAAUCCAGAUUUGUGUUACCUGUUGUAGUAAUUAAAAUAUAUUGUUAUAUUUAAUUACAUUUGCAAAUUA